Messenger RNA from Podarcis lilfordi (Lilford's wall lizard), 64903 nucleotides. The record is from the annotation of a GenBank genome assembly. NCBI's taxonomy places the organism in Eukaryota, Metazoa, Chordata, Lepidosauria, Squamata, Lacertidae.
UCGCUCGCAAAGGCAUCUUGCAUCAGCCUGAAGAAGUUCCUUUCCAGCCCGGCCUCUCCAUCUAGGGCGAGAAAGCGGAAUCUGUCUGUUCCCCUUAACCCAGUGGAUUAAACUUCUGAAAACCUCCUGUCUUCUUCCCCUAAAAGUUCAUCUUAGCAUCCAGGUAUGGACUUUAUGAUGUUUUUGAAAAACAGAAGGGUCUGCCCCUUCUCGUCCAUCUGAGCGAAGCAGCAGCAAGGAAGCUCGCCUCCUUCCCUCAAACAAAGACUAGUCCAGUUUGGAAUGGCGUAAAGCGGGGAAAUAAGAGUACGAAGCGAGGGGAUAGAAGUGUACGUUUCCCAGGCAGACCUUUCAUACGAAGAAUUAAGUAUAUAUAUAUAUAUUUAAAGAUUGUUUGCAUGCCAGGCCAAACUGCUUGAUUAACGAUUCCCUUGACGGUUAUGAAAAAUGGGAGGCAUUUUCAAAGAGGAGGCUUUGGAGCUAGAGGAAAAUGGAGAUUUAGCUCCAUUUUAGCUUCCGCGGCUUAUAAAUUAGAAGUUAUUCAAGAGUUGAGGAUUGCAACUUGUGUAAAAGUGUUUCCGUUGAGAGGCUAUAACAUACACGGCCCUUUUUUAAAAAAAUCGGAUGCGUGUGUGUGCCUCGUGACAACCCUGUUUUUCAUUAGUGCUCCUCCUUUUGUUGGUGGCGCCGACAGCUCAUCCAAGCAAAGGCAGCUGGUCCAGCCUCCGAAAAGCCCCAAGGCCCAGAGGUCUUGCAACAGAACCCUGGCUAUUUCCCUUCUUCUGGAGCCGCGAUUCAGGAAGGCCUGGCUGGGGGAGCGAAGGGAGACCUUUAAUUCUGCUAGUUACAGAAUCUGAAUGUGAUUUUUCAUUUUACAUUUGCACUGGCACAUGCAUCUCCAAAUGACAAAGGGCACUACACACGUGACUUGUUUUAGGUGUAGCUCUCAAAUGAUUUAAGAACAUGCCUCAAAUUACACACAUAAAUAUAAACCAUCUUUGUUUACAUUCUCAUCAGGGAUUGACUCCAAUUCCUUGUUAAGUGUAUAUUCACAUUUGCUGUUGUGUAGUGAGUGAAAAAGUCCCAGGGAACAUAAAAAGUAACAUAAAGUGGCAUACAUUACAAUAAUAUCUUAUACUUGGUGUAGAGAAAGUGGAUAGAGAAUGCUUUCUUCCUCUUGAGACUUGACCCUAAAACUUGUCCCCUAGUAGAACUGGUGGUUGGUAGUUUCAGGACAGACCAAAGAAGAACACAUGAUAAAGCCAUAAGAAAUGGCUCUAGUUAUCAUGGCCAUUGGUCUAGACAGGGGUGGAGAAAGGGGGUGCGGUGGAGGUGGUCUGCCCCAGGUGUCACCACUGAGCGGGGUGACAAAAUGCCGGGCGGCACUCAUUGCGGGGCCUGCAGCGCGCCUGAGCCACACGUCUCUCCUGGGAGUGAGACGGUGGCUUGAGUGCCUGUAGGCUCUGCGCUGCCCAGAUGGUCCAACCUUAAGAAAUGCUUUAGAAAACAUUAAUAUUAUGAGAAAAUGCAAUUUUGGUAAUUAGGCAGAUUGUCAUGUUUUGAUAUAAUAAUAAUAAUAAUAAUAAUAAUAAUAAUAAUAAAUUUAUUUAUUAUUUAUACCCCGCCCAUCUGGGCGGCUUCCAACAUAACACUAAAAUACAAUAACCUAUUAAACAUUAAGAGCUUCCCUAAACAGGGCUGCCUUUAGAUGUCUUCUAAAAGUUUGGUAGUUAUUUUUCUCUUUGACAUCUGGUGGGAGGGUGUUCCACAGGGAGGGUGCCACUACCGAAAAGGCCCUCUGCCUGGUUCCCUGUAGCUUUGCUUCUCUCAGUGAGGGAACCACCAGAAGGCCCUCGGCGCUGGACCUCAGUGUCUGGGCAGAACGAUGGGGGUGGAUAAAAAUACCAUGAAUAAUAAUAAUAAUGAUAAUAGCAAUAAUAAUCCUCUCACCUUUGCAAAUCAACAAAUGCAGCAUCUCCCUUCCACUCGAGGAGAAGCACUAACAAUGCUGCCAAAGGAAGUUUUCAUUAGCAUAGUUUUCAUCAUAUUGCAGUCAAUUUUCUGCAGUUUUGACUUGGAGAGACCCCUGGUUUAGUCAAGCUGCAAACUGAGGUCAGAGCAACUCAAAUCCUUGCUGUUAGAUUUGUUUAAAAUGGAGCAGAUUGCUGCCAAGAGCCUGAUCCUUAGUAUGGAAGGGAGACUACAAUUCCCAGCAUGCUUUCCCCACCAAGCCUCGAAGGGGCCUGUUAGCAUUCUGUCCAGGAGCUAAGAGCCAAAAUCCCCAUUUUCCGUUAACUGCUAAUGUAUGCAAUGCAGGUGCACUCUGGCUUCCGCCACGGGGUCCAGAGCGGUUGAGUCCUGCUGGCCACAUGACCCGGAAAGCUGUCUGCGGACAAAUGCCGGCUCCCUCGGCCUGAAAGGGAGAUGAGCGCCACAACCCCAGAGCCAAAUUCAAGGGGACUUAACCGUCCAGGGUCCUUACCUUACUUUUACUUAAUGUAUGUGCCUCUAAAAGGACGAUGCCCCAGCUGAUGUGGGCCCUUAAAUAUGGGAUAAGUAAUUUGUGUGUGUGCUACAAAGGAUUGAAUCUUUUAAAAAAAGGGGGGCGGUUCUGUUUUCUGAGUUUACACAUUGCUGCCAAACACUCAGCACUCAAUAGCCAGAUGAUUUCUUCUGGAAAUUUCUUAGGUUAUGUAUUUUUAGUAUGUAAUGGGGAAAGGGAUAAAUUGUUCAGGAAUUACAGAGUGACUGAAUGUAUAGCAAUGCAGUCUUUAGUAAAAUGUUAUUCUAUUCUCAUCGAUGUUUUAGAAUAUGUGGAAUACUUUUUAAUGGAGUUUGACUGCUGCUUUAGACCUCAGCAGGGUUCUGUCCCUUCUAAACAUUUCAUUUGGAGUAUUAUUUUUUAAUUGAGUAUUUAUUCUGAUUUGCUUGCACAAAGUUUAUGCAGAGGCUAGAUCAUAUGCAGUCAUUUACUGAGCAUUUGUUCUUAUUUGUUUGUGGGGUAUUUAAACGUCUUCUCAUUAAUCAUUUGUUCAUCCAAUACAGUCAUACCUUGGUUAUCGAACUUAAUCUGUUCUGGGAGUCGGCUUCCAAUUGGCUGCAGGAGCUUCCUGAACUCAAGUGGAAGCCUUGUCAGAAGUUCGGCUUCUAAAAACGUUCACAAACUGGAACACUUACUUCUGGGUUUGUGGCAUUCAGCGGCUGACUUGUUUGUCAACUAAGCUGUUCAGUAAACAGUGCAUUUCCCUGUCACUUUCUAAACUGAAAAAGGCCCAGUUCUUAAAAAAUAAAAGUGGAUUUCUUGUGUCAGGGCAACAGAGCACUUUAAUCUCACUUAAUUUUGCAAACAGGGGCGGGGGGGAAACCAAUUGUUUUGAAAAUGUUUAUGUUUAUGCUUCCCCCCACCUUGAAAUUUAAUAAAAUAUUUAAUUGUACAAACCCAAAGUACCUCUAUAGAGUUUAGACUGUCAGUAUAUUUGGGGGGCUAGGGGAUUUUCAAGCACAUACCAGAACUUUGUUUGCACAUUUAAAGUGUAUUAAAGGUUCCUGCAUAACCUUUGUGAAAACAAAUCAGGAUGAAUUAUGAAUAAACAGGUUGUCCUUCCUACAAAUAAUGAGGGCUUGUCUACAUUUGCACUUCUGCCAUGCUUAGAAAGAACUGGUCUGAGCUGUUUACCUUUAGCCUGCUCCUUUCCAAGGGAAAUCCUGCUCUUUAGUGAUAGAUCAGAACAAAUGGCAAUCCAGGGAAAACCCAAAUUGCUGUUUGCUCCGAUUGAGCAUUAAAGAGCUAUUUCCCCCAAGGGAAGGCGGCUUGACAAGAGGAAGUGUGGCAUCCUUACCAAAUGUAGCCUAGAUGGCUCUAGGACUGCCAGAGCUAGAUCCAAGAUCCAGAGCAGUUUCUUCUUCUUUUUUAUAGCACCUGGAAAGAAAGGUGUUGUUUACCCCACUUGAGUUCGCAAUGUAGCCCUGUUAGGUGGUCAAAGAAGGCACAGGAGAGCACACACUGGUCUCUCACCCUUAACAUUCCUGCUCCUAUAAUCCCCGCUGUUGCGCAUUCCAACCCCAUGCAAGGUCCGAAAGGCAGCUUGUAUGCACAUUUAGCAGAACAUGUUUAGGAUGUCCCUUCAGACCUUCACACGAAACGCUUGAAGAACUGAAGAGGAGGGUGCAGCCUGCACAGAGAUGUUGGGAGUGGGGCCAGCAUGGGUGCCCCCAGCUGCCCCCCCCCCCAGUUUGUGCUCUCACACAGUCUCCUGGAUGCCUGAAUAGGGCUUAACUAAGACAUAAGACAACCCAAACCAAAUGAAGCCCUGGUCAUGUUUAAUGACCACUAGGAGCUCACUAUGCCCACAGGUAUUUUAUUUUAUUUUAUUAUUUUAUUUAUUUAUUUAGGGGUUUUUUUAUUAAAGAUUUUCUUGAUUUACAAAAGUGUGUGCAAUGUCUCUCUCGUAUUUUUCCCCCAUGUAACAUUUUUACAUAUCAGUUUCAUUAGUUGAGACAUUAGGAAGAAAAGGGGGAAAGAGGUGGAGGGGGGAGAGACAGGUUGGGGGUGAGGUCGGGUGGCGAUGUUUCUGUUUUAUGUACUAUAUGUGGGGUUUGGUGUCAGCGUUGCUUGUGCAGGUUCUCUGCUGCCCACUUGUGUUCCUUCGGUGGUGAGAGAGGUUGGGGUUGGCCCAGGGUGUGGUUAUUCAUGUGUGGUUGGCUGUGGUGGUCUUGGUUUUCGUGUGUGAGUGGGGUGGGUGGAUGUUUUGGAUCAGGUUAGCCAUAUUGAUUUGUAUGCUGUUGGUGGAUUUUUGUCAUUGUCUUGUUGGGCUGUGUAUGUGAUAAAGGGGAGCCAUACCGGGGUGAAGGUGUCUUCUUCUAUUUGUCCCCGUGUCAGUUUCACUACAACCACAGGUGAUGGCUGGGGGCUGCAUUCAGCUUGAUACAUUAGGGAGGACUUACCGUACUUCGUUAUUACAGGGGAUCCAGAUGGAAUUCUGUUCAGGCCAACUGCAUUUUCCCAGUGCUUAAACACACAACUCUUCGUUGUUGUCAGCAUGUGAUUGACCUCUUAGUUAGAUCCAAAGAGCCAUGUUAGUCUGUUGUAUCAAAAACCAAAAAGUGCCACAAUACUCUCUUGGUUAGUAUUUCUGUGGGUAUAUCCACACUUCCGUUUGCCCUGCCACUUUCUCUUGGGGAAAGCCACAGUUUACCGCUGAAUCGGAUCCAAAUCAGCAGUAAAGAGGGUGUUUUCUCAGGAAAAGUGGUGGGACAAGCAGAAAACCUCUUGGAUUUCUAGGUAUAGGACAAGCAGGCAUAUGGAUGAGCUCUGAAAAGCCAGCAAGAUUGGGCUGCUUCUUCCUCCUCCCCUGUCAUCUGGUUAGCAGCCAUUCCGUCAGGCUCCCUCAGUGGGAGAAAUGAGAAGCAGGGCUCCUUCCAUCAGGUGCCUCCUACCUGUGAUCUGUUUCUAUUCCAUCUUCUCAUUUUAAGAACUGCUGUUCAGCAUUAAGGUCCACUCUUUAAAGCUCCGUGUCUGAGCACCCUCCCCUCCCACCUCAUUUGCUCCAGAGCUUUCCUGUUCUUUAAAGCUUAAUGAGAGCAAACAGCUAUCCAUGGAAAACUCAAAUUGAUGUUUGUUCUGAUCGAGUUCUAAGGAGCAAGUUUUCACAGGGAAAGGUUUGGGGCAAAAACACAAACACUCGGACGGGGAGCUUUAAAGGGUGGAGCAGUGCCUGGAAAAAGCAGGGCAAAAGGCAAGUGUGGAUAAGCCCUAAGUUUUGGCACCAAAGUGAGCUUUUCCUCGCUUCCCUCCCUGCCCCUUUCCUCAAGAGCCAUGCCUUUUAGAUGGUAAGCCUACAGCCAGGCCUUGUCAUUUUAAAACUGAUGAUACGUGAGCCACUCUGCAGAGACAUAGCAUGGGGGCAGGCUGUGGGGGCCUUGGCCCCGGCACAAUUUUGUGAGGGGUGCAAACAGGCACCCCUACAGCAGGUUCCUUCAUCGGAGCCUGGCUCUGCACAAGGAGGAGCUGCCCCUUGGCUGUGGCGUUCAUGCCUGGCGCAGCUACGCCCCCAAGUCAGGCUGAGAACAGGAAGGGGGCGGCAGCACUGCCACACCCGCCUCAGCCACAGCACACCUUGCGCCCAGCCACAGCAGCUCUGCCACCGGGCCACGUCUGACCCUGCGGUGGAGAGCAGCCCACCUCAGCCGCAGCAAGGCACGCCUGGCCGCAGAGAGAAGGGGGAAUGUGGGCAGCAAAGCUGCCUCCCACUCUCUUUGGCUUUGGCCUGGCUGUAGCAGCUCCACCACUGAGUCUGCCCUGACCCAGCAGUGGAGAGCAGGAGGAGAGUGGGUGGCAGCUUCCCUGCCCCUCUCCUACCCUAAACUGUGGUGCACGGAGGUCACCUUCUGCGCCCCGCCCCCCUCGGGGGUGCGCCUCAGGCCGUGUGGGCAUGCACUCCGCUGCUGCCACUCUGGGAGCCUUUCUGGCAUAAGAGUAGGGUACAAAUGCUCCAAAUGAACAAACUGUGCUCUGUGGAGAGGAAUGCACAUCAAGUCAAUGUCAUAGGUUCCAGGAUUGCCAGACAACCAAGGGUGUGACCGGCCAUUGUUUAGAUUGGAGGUUUGUGUGUGUGUAUUCCUUGCAAGGUCAUUCCCAUCUGUUUUUUUACUUCUGUAUGUUAGACCAGCCUUCACCCACCUGGUGCCCUCCAGAUGUUGGGGUUUGAAGGUGUGGGGGCAGCAGCAAUGAUGGCAGGGGGAUCUGUAAAGGAUCCUGAAGCUGCUGAACACAAAGAGGUCUGACUAGCCAGCCUCCACCAGAUUUUGGAGGGUUCAGCAGACCAUGUCCAUAAGUUUCCUUAUGGAAGACUCACAACCAUGAAUGAUAGAAACUUGAAAGAAGGUAUCUAGGUGGAAUGAGAUCUGCGCUGGUGUAGCAAGCUUCUGAACAAGUAGAAUGAAUAUCCUCAGUUUUGGUGAUGGCAAAUUGUAAGUGCAAAGAAAGCUAAAGGGAGGUGAGUCAACUGUGCAGAAAAUCUAAGUUGGCUUUUUACAGGAACGUUGUUCCAUUUUAAGAGUUUUUAAACAGAUUCAUGAGCUCUGAGUUCCUGCUAUAUCAGUUACAAAGCCUAGGAAAUAAGGAAAGUCUUUGAUAUGUUUUGAUACCUUAAGCAUGCUGUAGCACAAACAAGAUGUGUGGCAAAUGAAUGGAAUAUUAAGUGUAUUUUCACUGGUGAGUCAUCAUGUAAUUCAUGGAUUAUCCAGGACUUUAAGUACAAAACUCUGCAUUCUUGAUAGAUAAAUCAAAGGAAGACACCAAUGCUAUGUAGAGCCCUCAUCUUGAGCCAUAGAACCUGUUGUCUCCACUGCUAUGGUUUUACCUUGGACUGCAUGAAAUUGGUUAUUUAUGGAGCCAAAAAGUUUUAUUGGGAAUUAGUUGAUUGAUUUUUUUAGUCUGUGGAGUUCAAUUUGAAUCGGGGCACUUUUGAUCCUUCAGUUUCUCAAAAAGGUACCUAUGCCAAUUUCUUCAAAGGUAAGCAAGGAAUUUGUAACUGAAUAAAAUAAGGGUGGUUAAUCAGCUAAAUCUACAAUCCCUACACCUCUGAAUCGACAUGUGUGAGAUCACUCUGUUAAUUUCUUCAAUCAGUCGACAGCACUGCUUGGUUUUAAAAGGACCAUUUUCUAACGUCUGGUAAAGAUAUAUACAUAGUAUAGAUAAAAUCUGGAUGACAUACAAGUUACUUCCCCAUCUAGGGAAACAGGACAUUUUCUUGACUUUAUAAGUGCAGUCCUUUCAGCAAAGCAAGGUUCAAACUUUAAGCUAGCUCUCACUGAUUCCAAGUUUCAAGAUUGUUUUCUAGAAGACGGUGCUAUGGCCCUCAAACCUACAGUGCCAGCCUUAGGGGUGGGUGAGCUGUGGUGCUCAGCUGAGGGCAUGCCAAGCUGAGCUCAGAGGCCGGGUCUUUUUAAAGUACUGUCUGCCAUGAACAGGGACGGUCCACCCCGUUUUGCCACCUGAAGCAAAAUAGGAAUGUGCCGGCUCCAGGGCCGCCACUUCCACCACUGCCAGAACGCCUCCUCUCGCCAAAACUCAGCAGAGGUGGGCAUGAGUGGCAAUGCCGUGUGUGUUAGUUUGUGAGGAUCUACUCUUGGUUCCUUUUCACAGCAGAGUUUCCACAGAAAAGUCUUCCUGCAUCAUUACAGCACCAGCAGCAGUCCAGCUUUCUCUUGGGAAAUUCCCAUUACAGGAAUAAACACCUCACCCAUUUGGCUCCUUUCCUAAUGUCUUUGUUUUUCUUUAUGAUGACCAGUGUAAAUAAUAAACAAAGAAACAAAACAUAAUCUUUUCACUCCUCAGCCAUCCAGCCAGAGAGACAUGCUGACUCACUCACAUACUGAACAUUCAUUAACACUGACCCAGACUUAGUUGAUUGCAUGCCCUGAUAAGGACACCUGUUGGCGGGGAAAUUUCUGUUGCUUGGCAACUGUUCAAGGCCUUUACAAGUUUCUUCUGGCAAUAUGUCAACAAUGCGACAGAAAUGGUGUGUCAGGCAGGGCACCGCCUCUUGCACUUCCAUCACCUGAGGUGGCUGCUUCAACCUGCCUAAUGGGUGGGCCACCUCAGGCAAUGAGCUGGGUGGGGAGCACAUGUUUGUAACCCUUUUCUUCCAGAUUGUUUGGGUACUAAGGACAAAAAAUGAGCUUUAAAGUAUUUAAUUUAAUUUCCGCUUUCAUGUCAUUUGUGGUAGGUAAAAACCAGUGGGACAUGCCUUUACCUUGGGGCAACAUUAACAAGCACCUAGCACUUCAAAUGGGGACGCGGGUGGCGCUGUGGGUAAAACCUCAGUGCCUAGGACUUGCCGAUCGUAUGGUCGGCGGUUCAAAUCCCCGCGGCGGGGUGAGCUCCCGUCUUUCGGUCCCAGCUCCUGCCCACCUAGCAGUUCGAAAGCACGUCAGAGUGCAAGUAGAUAAAUAGGUACCGCUUUAUAGCGGGAAGGUAAACGGCGUUUCCGUGUGCUGCGCUGGUGCCGGUUCGCCAGAGCAGCUUUGUCACGCUGGCCACGUGACCCGGAAGUGUCUCCGGAUAGCGCUGGCCCCCGGCCUCUUAAGUGAGAUGGGCGCACAACCCUAGAGUCGGACACGACUGGCCCGUACGGGCAGGGGUACCUUUACCUAGCACUUCAAAUGCUAUAAGCACUAUGUAAAUGAUAAGAAACUAAAGCUGAAAGAGGUCAGAUGGAUACCAUUUUUAUUUAUAACUUUUAUUUAUUAUUUUUAAAGAUGAAAAUGGGCCAUUCUAAAAUAAAUAAAGCUCAAUGAAAGAUAGGAAAGGCAACAAGGCAAACAAUGUUAAAAGUUAAAUGAGACAGUUGCUAGGCUUGUCACAUGGUUGCUACAGUUCCAUGGUUUGGGGCAAUGGUAAUUUUCAGUGUUUAAAAAAAGCAGGAAGGGAAGAAGGCGGCGGCAGCAGCAGCAGCAGCAGCAGCAGCAUCUUGGAAGACAGCCGUCUAUAGGGAUCCCUUCCCUUUAGAACUAGUGAUGCCCCUCCAGCAGAGGCGCACCUGAGGAGGGAGUGUUGGGCCCAAGAAGAAGAGCUUGCAGCAGGAGUCAUUUUGUGCAUCUGCUGAACAUAAUCAUAGAAUCAGAGAGUUGGAAGAGACUCUAAGGACCAUCCAGUGCAGUGGUAGCGAACCUAUGGCACAGUGCCAGAGAGGGCACUUGGAGUCCUCUCUGGUCACCGUGCCAUCGCCCCAGCAGGGCCCUAGCUUCCACUCCUCUUGCAGGCAAGUAGGACUGGGGUCAGGCUGAGGAGCGCCUGGCUGCCUUCAGGUGGUGCAGGGGCUCUCAGGUGCAGCUUCCGGGCUGCCUCCACCUCCCCCAACCCCAGCAACUAUUCAGCUUGGCUGCCUUCACGGGGCUGCAGGGGAUCUGAUGAGGAGGUGGGGGCUCCUUUAAACUUCUCCCUUGAGGGGAGUGCAGCCGCAAACCCCUCAAUGGAAAGUGUGACGGAGUCUGCACCUCCACAGCUGAGCAGCCCAAUCCCACUCCUACUUGCCUGCAACAUCCCUUGCCUGCUCGCUUGCCACUGGCCCAGCCUUGCCUCACUCAGCGUUGGGCCUGUCAGAGCUGGAGGAGGGGGUGGUUGCUGUUGUGGCAGCGGCAGAGGGACCCAGCGCUGGAGGGCGGCAGGUGCCUGCUUGCUUGCUGCCCAGCCUGCCUUCCCUCACUAGGAAAACAGAAGUGUGGCACUCAAAAUGGAAGUUCUACUCAGAACAGAGCAUGCUCGGCUUCCGAAAAAAGUUCCAAAACCGGAACACUCAUUUCCGGGUUUGAAGUGUUCAGUUUCCAAGUAGUUCGAGAACUGAGGUACCACUGUAUUUAUUUCCCCCAGUUUGAAGUGUAUUUAUUUCCCCCCCAGUGGUGAUUUUAUUGAGUCAAAAUGAGAGUACCCCUAAACAUUCUUUUAGAAAAAAAGCACUGAGUUAUACCAUAACAUUAUAUAUCAAUAGAAAUAUAAUUUAAUGAAGAAUGUAAUGCAAUAACUUUUAUGAAGGAUUAUUUAUUACAACAGCAGUCAUAAAGAAGAAAUGUGAAACACAGAGAAAAAAAUGAGAUAUUGCCGUGUUGGCACUUUGUGAUAAAUAAGUGGGUUUUGGGUUGCAGUUUGGGCACUCGGCCUCUAAAGGUUCGCCAUCACUGACCUAGUGCAAUGCAGAAAUAUGCACUGUCUCAUAUUGGGAUCCAACCUGCGACCUUGGCAUUAUCAGCACCACCCCGAGACUAUAAGCCUACAAGGCAAUGGGAGCCAUCCUUAGAGAGCCACCUGCACCACAUGGCAGAGACUUCACUGGGAUCCCAGCAAAUGGAGCAGCAAAGAGGCGGCAGCUGGGCCUGGCGCUUUACAUAGGCAUCCCUGGGAGUAGCAGGUCUGCUACACUGCUAGGUUUGGCAAUCCUGCACAAGCCACGCAACUCGGCAACACUGCAAAAAGCUGCAGCGCUGCCCAGGGGUUGUGGGGUGGGAAGCCAUGGGGGCAAUUUCCCGCAGGCCCACACAAAGCAAGGGCUCCCAUGCCUCAGUUCCUGGGUGGACCAUUGGCCGCCAAUGGUGAGUGAACACCUCCUGAGAUUUCCAGACAAGGUGCCACCGGAGGGUAAUUUCCUGUGGCAAAUUCCAGAGGAAGAGUCAUAGGAAUGCAAUAUGAGGCCAGGCUUUAAGGGAGGAAUCCUUCCCUUCUGAGUGAGUGGGGAAGGCCACAACCAGAAGACCCGUGAGGCUGAGCUCCGGGAAGCAGAUAGAAGCUCCACUGAGAGGGGACAACCCAAUUCCUGUUCCUGUUUCCCCACGUAAAAAAGAAUGUAGCGCUUCUAUCGUUUUGUUUAAUCCCAAGGCUAGGAGGAGUGGUAGGCAAUAAUGUGCGGUCUGUGUAUGUGGUAGUUCUCGCAUGUGGUUCUUUUGAUGCAGCUUAAUUCAUGGUUCUUCCUGAAUCCUCCUUUUAGUAUUGUUCCUAGGUACUUAUCACGUUCUGUAUUACUCAGUGCAACUACAGCGGUAUGGUUUGUUGCAUUUUCUUUUUCAUACUUUGCUGGCUUUAAUCUUCUUAUGCCAAAAAUUCCAAUAACGUUUUGAUUAAAAAUAUAUGUAAUUGCCUGUGGCCCUCAGCUUUGUACACACACGAAUGGGUCCUUGCGGGGAACAGCAUGAGGGCCCAUAACAGCACACCUGUAUCCCGAGGUGAACCUAGGCUCCCUUGUGCCCUGGGCAAGGAGUUUUACUGGCACCCCCCUCCUUUGCACCCUUGCCAGAGGAGCCUGAGCCAACCAGAGCAGUGGAGGAGCGGUCCAGGGAGUGUGUGGAUGGGCUCUGAUCCACUCCAAGCCAGAGUGGAGAGGCACAAUUUUUGUACCCUCCUGGACAUGGGAACUUGGCGGGGAUGAGCUUGGCCAACCCCUAGGUGUGCCCUGCCCCAUACACCCUCUGGGCAGCCCUGCGGUGCUGGCCAUGGUGGGGGGAGGUGACCAAAGGCACCCCUGGCUCAAAAUGCUAUUUAUCCUAUCGCUGCAACUCGGAGCCUGCUGGGCCCUGGUAACCAGGGACACUUUCUUUCUGCAUAGGCAGAUGUGCUGAUUAAGGACAUGCACCUGAGCAUAAACAAAGGGCCUUUCCUUCAAUGAGCCAUUCUAGUUAGCUGAAGGGAGUGGGGUCAAUAGCCUAGGGCACUGGGAGUGAGCCCAACUGAGUUAUGGCUGCCAUAUUUCCAAAAGUGAAAAUUUGGACACAAAAGUUGUUGACAGGGCUUUUUUUUUUAGAGAGAAUCAGUUCUGGCACCUCUCAGGUAGGCAUCAGUGCUAUUCUAAGAAAAAGAGGGGGGCAUUCUUGGCGCAUUCCGGCACCUCUUUUUCUAGAAAAAUAGCACGGGGGGUAGGGGCAAAGUUGGUGAGCUAAAAAAAAUAUGAAGUUUUUGAGCUAAAACUUCAUAUUUUUUGAAGUUUUGAGCUCAAAAACUUCAUAUUUUUUUUAGCUCACCAACUUUGCCCCUACCCCCCGUGCUAUUUUUCUAGAAAAAGAGGUGGAAAUUUUUAGGAAAUUUUUAGGAAAUUUGCCAAAAAAAUCAACACCCUAAGCUGAGUCAUAUGAUUUAAGUGUGUGUCUUUGGGUAAACACGUGGAAUGUUCCAUUGUUCUAGGUUGAGGAGCUGAUUUUAUUUCAUUCAUUCUAUUCUUGCCUUUCAGUAUUCACAUUGUAAACAUUCUAAUGAAUUUUAAAAUAAUUCUUGGGGCUCUAUCAAAUAUGCCAGAAAUAGAUUUCAGCCAUAUGAGGCUGCCGGCUUCUUUUUUAGGCAUUACACCUGUGCUUUUAACAGUAACUGGAAGCAGAAGCAAUAAACAAUGGAGUAGGCAGAAAAAUAUUUAUCGAUCCCAUGUGUUUCCAACCCAACUAGUCCUUCAGGGUAUUUUGGAGAUGAGCGGUUCAAAACUGAGUUGUGCUUCCACUUCUAUUUCUUACGCUAUCAAAAGAAGUAGAAGAGGUGGCACCUCUGAAUUUUGCGUAUUGUACAACAGGCUAGUUGAGCAAGAUACAUCGUAUUGUGCAAAUGGGAGAUCAGUAUUUGAAUAUGUCUCAUGUGCAAAGGAAGUGAGUAGGGCUGGGUGAUAGUUUUCAACACUGUGAUGUAUCACCACCUAAAUAGCACAAUAUUUUGAGAUAUCACGAUGUCUCAUAGCAUGCUUCAGCUCAUACAUGCCAACUCUCCCUGUGGUGGUGGGGCCUUGCAGCCUCCUGACACGUGUGAAAUCAUGUGCACGCGAUGAUCUGCCCCCCAUGUCUCAGCACCUCUGCUUCAACUAAACCAUGGGUAGGCAAACUAAGGCCCAGGGGCCAGAUCUGGCCCAAUUGCCUUCUCAAUCCAGCCUGCGGAUGGUCUGGGAAUCAGUGUGUUUUUACAUGAAUAGAAUGUGUGCUUUUAUUUAAAAUACAUCUCUGGGUUAUUUGUGGGGCAUAGGAAUCCGUUCAUCCCCCCCCCAAAAAAAUAUAGUCCGGCCCCCCACAAGGUCUGAGGGACAGCGGACUGGUCCCCUGCUGAAAAAGUUUGCUGACCCCUGAUACUAAACCAUUAAAGAUUUCUGGGGAAUAUAUUACAGUUGUAUGCAGUUUUGUGGGCAUUUUUAAAAUUUAAGGAAGUAGUAGAUUUAGUAAAAACAUUAAAUAAACUUCCAUAUGAUAUACUGAAUAUAUUUUCAACUAAUUUAAGAGUAUGUAGUUUAAGUGAUUUCCUAGUCAAGUUGCAUCUGCUUCCCCACUCAGAGGUCUGAGUGGAAUUCUAUGCAUGCAUAAGCCCCACUGAGUUCAACUAAACUUACUUCUACUUUCUUGGGAGUAAGCCCCAUUGAACUGAGUGGGGCUUGUUUGUGAGUAGACACACAUUUGAUUGCACUGCUUAUGGACAAACACACUCCCCAUCAAUCUCACAGUACCCAACCUUCCAAUUCAGCAUGAGGCAGUCAGAUAAAUUUCCCCUCCAUUUCCCCCAUCUCCUCAGUCUCUCCCUUUUUAUCAAAGGGAUAAAAGGGAUAGCAAGCAAGGAGACAGACUCCUCUAAACAAAAUAUUUUAAAAAACCUUCCUUUUUAAUAUGGACGGAUGCUGUUUAGGGGAAACCAACAAUGUAAACACCACCAGAAAAUAAAAAUGAAAAGAAAGGGGGGUGGGGGACAUGAGGGAAGAAAAAUGAAGAAGGCAAAGCAAAUAGAAGGCAAAGGCAGCAAAAGUAUCUGUUUAGGAAAUCGGUUGCCACGGCUUCUGCUUUCCAGAUCUGUUUUGCCUUUCUGCAUCUCUUUCUUUGUUUAUGUUCUUUGUUUACAUUGCUUCUGGAUUUUUAAUUGUCUGGGGGGGGGGGUUGCUCCUGGAUUGGUAGCAAGUUUUGCAUAAUUAGUUGAGCUAUGCUUAAAGGGGUGGUUUGUGUGCUUGCGAGGGGUUAUUGGGAAAUUGGCCGCAGCCGAGGGCUUAUUGCUUAUUUCUCAGCUAGGGAAAGAUGGUGGCUGCCUUCUUGCCAAGAAAAGUAUCAAGAAAAGUUACUGGUUCAGUGAGAGCAAGAAGUUAAGCCAGGGGUCAGCAAACUUUUUCAGCAGGGGGCCGGUCCACUGACCCUCAGACCUUGUGGGGGGCCGGACUAGAUUUUGAAGGGGGAGAAAUGGAUAAAUUCCUAUGCCCCACAAAUAACCCAAAUAGCCCACAAAUGCAGACAAUUCUAACAAGAAAUAACAGUAGGAGGCAUCUAAAGAAACCAAUGUGGCUGCAUAAAUCUCUUACAGAUGAGCUGAGAUUUAAGAAGGGCAUGUAUAAGAAAUGGGCCCAAAUUAACAAAAUGAAUCUCAAUAGGUACAAAUGUCAGGUUCUGCACUUAGGCAGAAAGAACCAGAUGCACAAGUUUAAGAUGGGGACACCUGGAUUGCCAGUAGUACAUGUGAAAAGGAUGUAGGUGUAUUAGUAGACCACAAGCUUAACAUGGGUCAACAGCGUGAUUCAGAAGUAAAAACUGUGAGUGAUAUUCCAGGCUGUAUCAAAGUCUAGUGUCCAGAUUGAUAGAAAUCAUAGUACCACUCUAUUAUUAUUUGGUUGGACCACACCUGGAGUACCGUGUCCAGUUCUGGGCACCACAAUUUAAGAAAGAUACUGACCAGUUGGAACGUGUGCAGAGGAGGGUGACCAAGAUGAUCAGGAGUGUGGAAACCAAGCCUUUUGAGGAAUGGUUGAGGGAGCUGAGUAUGUUAGGCUGGAUAAGAGGAGACUGAGAGGAUAUGACAGCCAUCUUCAGAUAUAUAAACGGUUGUCAAAUGGAAGAUGGAGCAAGUAUGUUUUCUCCUGUUCUGUAGGGUAGGACCCAAACCAAUGGCUUCAAGUUACAAGAAAGGAGAUUCUGGCUAAACAUCAGGAAGAACUUUUUGAUGUUAAGAGCAGUUCAACCGUGGAACGGACUCCCUCAGAGGUGGUGGACUCUCCUUCUUUGGAGGUUGGAUGACCACCAGUCAUGGAUACUUUAGUUGAGAUUCCUGCAUUGCAGAGGGUUGGACUAGAUGACCCUCGGGGUCCCUUCCAACUCUACAAUUCAAUGAUUCUAUGAUACUAUAAAGCUCUAGUUCAGCUUUGAUUGGGGGUGCAUUUAUCUCUUAUUAGUUACUUCACUGUAAACAUUGUUUACUGCCCUUCAACCAAUGAUUGCCGUUAAAAAUAAAAUAAUACAAUAAAACCUAAACACAUUCACACAAAAGAAUCAAGAGCCCAUGUGAUUAAAAGCAGCACAUGUUUAUGCAUGUCUACUCAAGUAGUUCUAGAAGACUUGCAGCAUAAGAAAACAACGGCCCAAGUUUUUCUGGAUGAUAAAGCUGUGAUGGUUGGGGCUGCUAGGAGUUGUAGUCCAAAAUGUCUGGAGGGCACCAAGUUGGUGAAGGUUGAGCUUGAGCAAUUUCCAUCCAUCUUCAGGCCCUGAAAAAUGACCUAUGCCAAGAAUGUAAGAGGGAGAGGCAUCCCUGCUGGUUUUGCCUGGACCCCUCAGUUACUGUCCCAAAUACAGUAUGCUUCUAAAUCAUUUCAUCUGGUCAGGGAAAUUGCAGGCAGGUUGAAAUCUCAAGUCGGAUUCUUAGUAGGAUUUUUAUCUCUUGCUUUCCUAGUUAGUGGGGUUUUCCUAAUUCCCUUAAGAGCAAAAGUGGGAAGAAGGCAUGUCUGAUCCAAAACCCUUGUACAUUCAGCCCUCCCUUUGAGGGGUCCAUGGAUUUCUAGGACAAUUUUCAAAUGUGAUUAUGGGUCAGAAAUCCCCACUUUGGGGAAGGGCCAUAGCUCAGUGACAGGGGACCAGUGUUGCAUGCAAAAGAGCCAAGGUUCCAUGUAGGGCUGGGGAUGCUGUGUGCCUGAAACCCUUGACUGCCACUGCCAGUCAGUGUAGGCAGUACUGAGUUCGAUGGAUCCGUGGUCUGACUUGGGUGGUAUAAGGCAGCUUCCUGUGUUCUUCUUGGGCUUGAACUAAUUUCAACAUAGAAAUGGCUUAUUUUUCCUCUCAGUUCACAUUAAAGCAGUGUAAUAAGUAGGUGCUCUAUUCUAACAGAUAUACGGGAUGCAGGUAGCGCUGUGGUCUAAACCACUGAGCCUCUUGGGCUUGCUGAUCAGAAGGUCGGUGGUUUGAAUCCCUGCGAUGGGGUGAGCUCCCGUUGCUCUGUCCCAGCCCCUGCCAACCUAGCAGUUCGAAAGCAUACCAGCAUGAGUAGAUAAAUAGGUACCUCUGAUGCAGCAAGGUAAACAGCUUUUCCAUGCGCUCUGGCACUCGUCACAGUGUUCUGUGCACCAGAAGUGGUUUAGUUAUGCUGGCCACAUGACCCAGAAAAGCUGUCUGCUUUCAAGCUCCCUCAGCUUGAAGAUGCCGCACUCCUUAAUCACAUUUGACUGGACUUAACUCUCCAGCGGUCCUUUACCUUAACAGAGAUCAAUAAAAAUCCAGUCAUGCAAACUUAAUUCUUUCUUUAAAAUAAUACAAGUUUACUAAGUUUGAGUUUUUGUGGCAAACACUCUGGGGCAUGGAGCAUUAAAGCACGGACCUGUGCCUUGAAAAUGUGGGGCCAAAGGUAAGUGUGGCUAAGCCCUAAAUCAAACAGAAAUAAACUAAUCCAAAUUCCCCUAAGCUAAGCUAGGGUUGCCAGAUUUUGAAGAGCAAAAAAGAGAAUGCGGAGCCCCUUGCCAUCCACGGUGUGUGCGCACACCAUACCCUCCAAAUAGAGACAUCCUAUUCAAUAAUAAUAAUACUACCCCACCCAUCUGCCCCACUCCAACAUAUAUCAAAGCAUAAUAAAACAUUAAACAUUUUAAAACAUCCUUAUACAGGGCUGCCUUCGGAUGUCUUCUAAAGGUUGUCGAGUUACUUACUCACAUAAUGGCAAAAAGAAAUACAAUAUGAAGAUCCAAGCAGUGUGGUGUUCAAAAGAAAGGAGCAAAGCUUUUAGGGGGGAAAUGGGUGCCAAGUUCUUUUGCUAUUUCCUCCACUCUUCUCCCCGCCCCCCAAACCCCCAGCAAUUUCUUUACUCGGUUCUUCAGUCUGCUAAGAUUUCAAUAUGUAUAAAACAGGAAAGAAAGAAAAAACCAACACAAAUGGGGAGAGGCUUUCCCUGACCUUACAUGAGAGCUGUGUAUUUUAACUUACAUUCAGGAAUUGUGUUUAGAGGUACCCAAUGUGAUUUGGUUAAUCUCCACACUCGCUAUCCAUAUGCUCAUUGGCCUUAGACUUUUAAAUGGGACUGAGAGAGCUUGGGGGGGAUCUUCUUUACCAGCAAGCUCCCUUUCUUUCCUUAGAUCUUUCUAAUAUUGCAAAACAAAGUCAGCUUAAGAACAAUGGAUAAUGCAUAGGGUGGGGUGGAGAUCCUGGCAUUGAGGCACACAGAGUAUAUGAGAGACCCGGAAAGGGUGGGGGAGGAGAAGGGGAGACAGAGAGAGACCCCCCCCCCGGGAGUCUUUCCCACCUGCUCACGGGCAGCUUACUGGGCACUGGCAUAGCCAACAGCUCAGGGAGGUCCAGGUAGCAGCCGUUUGAUCUGCCAGUGAGCCCAGUCCCAACAUCCACCAUGCAUGCGAAAUAGAAAAACGUUAAGAGUGAUCCUCGCAUGCACACUUCCUGGCUCUGUUUGCAAAAACCUGGACAUUUUGGCAAAUUCAAAAAAUCCUCCCAGACUGAAAUUUCACCCCUGAAAAAGAAGGCCUGUCUGGGAGAAACCAGAGAUAUGGCAACCCUACCUAAGCUAUACUUGAUGGAUGGUUCAAGAAGUAGGCCUUUCACCUGAAAGUUGCAGUUAGUUCCUUUCUUUAUUUAGGUACGUCUUAGAGUGGAGACUGAAAAGGUCUAGCCAAACAUCUUCAUGGUCUACAAAGGUGUAAAGUGCAGAACAGAAUUUCUAGGGUUGCCAUAUUUUGAAGAGCAAAAAAGGACACAUUUGAUGACUUCUGCUUUUAACUAUGGAUUGCUUUGAUGUCUCUACUCAUGAAAAAGAGGAUGUGUCCUGGAAAAAGAGGACAAAUGGCAAGCCUAGGACACCUCACAGCCUAUAUAUCAUUUCUGCUGAUUCCACUUUCUGUGUCUGAAAAAUACCUUCAUACCUGGAGUUUCCGAAAGUCCGCCCUUUCUUAAGUGUCCUCUGUCAGAUAACCCUUGGAAAAAGCAAUGCUCAAGACAUUUGCAUUUGAAAAGGCGUUCUGGCUCUGCUCUUUCUACGGAUUGGAAAAUAGCAUCUUGUUAAACAUUUGAGCUGUGAACACACUCCAUUUACUCUGCAUGCUGUGUGCCCCCACUGCUGGUUUGAGAAGUGGUAUACACACAUUGGGACGUGGGUGGCGCUGUGGGUAAAACCUCAGUGCCUAGGGCUUGCCGAUCGCAUGGUUGGCAGUUCGAAUCCCCGCAGCGGGGUGAGCUCCCGUCUUUCGGUCCCAGCUCCUGCCCACCUAGCAGUUCGAAAGCACCCCUAAGUGCAAGUAGAUAAAUAGGUACCGCUUUAUAGCGGGAAGGUAAAUGGUGUUUCCGUGUGCUGCGCUGGUGCUGGCUCGGCAGAGCAGCUUCGUCACACUGGCCACGUGAUCCGGAAGUGUCUCCGGACAGCGCUGGCUCCCGGCCUCUUAAGUGAGAUGGGCGCACAACCCUAGAGUCGGACACGACUGGCCCGUAUGGGCAGGGGUACCUUUAUACACACAUUAGCCACAAUCCAUAUCUAUGGUGUUGCAUCUUACAACAUACUGCAUUUUAAUGUGUUUCCCCCAAAACCAACUUCAAUCCGAACUGGUGGAGGGGGGAAGGAAAGGACCUAGGUGAGUUUUAACCUGGUAAUGUAUACACAGCAUGUAUAAUUUAAUGUGUUAUUCUGCUGUGCAGCAUACAGUAACAUACAUGUGUGGCUGGACUUUUAACUCUUCGACCUAAGCUAGCCUUGAACACAAUCAAAGUCUUAAGGGGCAACUCUCUGCAUGUUUACUUUGAAUUAAAACUCAGGGCUUGUCUACACUUCUGAUUCUUAUGUGCUUUCUAGGCAUGAAUUUGAGUGGUUUUCUGUUUAUUUGGCCGCAUUCCCCAGGAAAACCUGUUCUGAAUCGGAGCAAACAUAAAUCCAUAGAAAAUGCAAUUGUCGUUUGCUCAGAUUCAGUGGCAGAGAGCGGAUUCCCCUGGGGAAAAGCGGUGGGAGAAGUGAAAGUGUGGAUGAGCCCCCACUGUGCACUGUUCAAUGGGCCUUAUUCCCAGGGAAGUCAGCAUACGACUGCAGUCUUAAUUAUGCCUUCUGUGUGUCUCCUGAUUUCUUAUUUUGGCUGCCAUAGGUACGAAACUGAAGAUGCUUACUCCUCCCCAGACACUGAUAGCUCUGCUGAUCCUGCUGGCUGUUCCAAGUGCUGUGAAAACUCAGGUCAAUCCAGGUAAGGGAUGAAAAUGCUGCUUCUCAGUAUCAGGUCCACAAACUAAGAGAUGUAGCCUACCUGGAAGUAAGUCCCAUUGCAUAUAAUACUUCUGAGCAGUAUUGUAAAUAUAGUUCCUGGUGGUCAUGAGUUGUACCUUUUGAUGUUAUUUAACACUAAAUUGGGUUUAUCACAGCUAACAGGUUCCAUGUAUGAUUCUUGAUUAAGCUGCUUGUCCUCAGACCUCCAUAAAGGUUAGCUCUCAUGGCAUACAAAAGUUAACAAGUUUGAGUCACCUAAGAAUCAAAAGAAGAUUCCCUGCUGAACUAGGCACGAAGCUCAUUGAAUCCAGCAUCCUGCUUCUAAUAGUGGCUGGGUUGAUGGUUUUCAUAACACUAGGAAGGCCAAAAGCAGGACAUGAGGACAACAGCAUCUGAAACUGGGAGGUGACCUUCCUUCCUUGGAACACAGAAGUUCCAUUUAGCUGUCAUAGCCAACCUGGUGGCCCUGUACACCAUGCAUUUGUGUAAUUGCUCUUUAAACCCAUUUAAGCCACUGGCCAACACCACGUCUUGUGGCAGCUAAUUCUACCCUGUUAAUUAUUCACUGAGAGAAAAGAUAUUGUUACAAAAGACGGGUGCCUGUCCCUCUCUCUGCCAAGAGCCCAGGGGGUCCCAGGCACCCACAUAGGUUCUGUGUCCAUUUGAAGAAUACAAUACAUGGCAGAGACUGUCGUGGCUUUAAGAAAUAUGGUUUAUUUACCUAUUUACACCUUCAGUCUGCAUGGAGGGAGUCCAGAACUUAUAGCAUAGUCCUUUCAAGAGGGGCUUGUCCCCCAGGGACAGGAUUUCAGCCCUUCUUCCUCCUCCUUUGUCCCAGCCACCCUUGCUCCCAGAGCAAUUACCCUGGCAACCUCCAAAUCCCCAGUCUCUGUUCAAACCUCAAGGCAAGGGGGAAGGAAUUCUCUUGUAUUGUUAAUGUCCCUCAAUUGCUUCCUAUUGUUCCUUGAUGACCUUAGCUCAGCCACAGGAAUUCCUCUGCAGCUUGGAUUCUUCCAAAUAAAUACAUAAAUACAUAAAUAAAUAUUAUUUAUAACCUGCCCACCUGGCUGGGUUGCCCCAGCCACUCUGGGUGGCUUCCAACACACAUAAUAAUAAUAAUAAAACAUCAAACAGUAACAGUAACAAUCAGAUCCUAUAUAAAAAGUCACAAUAACUUUAAAAUAAACAACAUAUCAAAUAAAGAAAUAUUCAAUAGUCCAUUAGAAUCCAAUAGUAAACAGUAAAAUUAAACAUCAGCAAACAAUAAUUAAACAGUUUACACUUCUCAAUUACAAUAAAGAAUUACUAAUCUAUAAUCAAUAACAGCAAAUCACAAUGCAUAAAAUACCGCAAAACGUACAAAACCAUGUAAAACGGUCAAACUGAGAAACAAGGACACACAACUUGUAAAAUUAUUAUUAAAAACUACCCCUGAAUUCCUCUCUUCCCAGAUGCUUCUUCUGUUCUCAAAGUCAUGGUCUGGGAAAGGCUCCAGGGGCUGGAGGGUGGGGCAAGGAAAAGCCAUUGCCUGCAGAAAGUCUCUCUCCCCUCAGUCUCUCUCCCUUCGUUUCCCAAAUACUGUACAGUAAUCAGAAGGUCGGCGGUUUGAAUCCCCGCAACGGGGUGAGCUCCCGUUGCUCAGUCCCUGCUCCUGCCAACCUAGCAGUUUGAAAGCACGUCAAAGUGCAAGUAGAUAAGUGCAAGUAGAUACGCUGCUCUGGUUCGCCAGAAGCGGCUUAGUCGUGCUGGCCACAUGACCCGGAAGCUGUACGCCGGCUCCCUCGGCCAGUAAAGCGAGAUGAGUGCCGCAACCCCAGAGUCGGUCACAACUGGACCUAAUGGUCAGGGGUCCCUUUACCUUUACCUUUAAAUCUAGAACAGCAUUUUCUUUUUCCGUGUCCUGUAUCUACUGCCAAUCAGUUUCCUGGGCAACCCAAAGGUCUCUAGUGCAGGGGACUGGGAACCUGCAAAUCUCCAGUUGUAGCUGGAGUACAGCUCCCAUCACCCCUACCCAUUGGCCAUGCUGGCCAAUGAGAGCUUGAGUCUGACAACAACUGGAGGGCCACAGGCUCCCCAUUUCUGGUCCAGUAUUUUUAAACCACUGUUGGAAGAUGUGUAGGCUGUACUGAAUGUGUCGGAAUGUGUUUGGCUGCAUAAGUGAUUCAAAAAUGCUGCACCUUCUUCAUCCCGUGUAGUUGAGUUUGCUACGAAGUAGUUUGCUGGCAGGUAAUGGGCAGAGCUUUGGGCUGAGGCCAGCGGUCAGACAGUAAACAUUGUGGAACAAGCAGCCCUUUGAGAAGCUCUCUUGGCAGCUAAGCAUGAAAAAUAAUGCUCAGGUAGCUGAAGGCCUGCUUGAAGCUUCUUGGCUAGUCUCUUGCAAAUCAAAAGCAGCCACACAUUGUAGGCACUGGUAGUUUUCCAUUUCCAAACUGGGAAGAAGGUGCUGGGGAAGUGAGCUUGCAGAAGGGCUUUACUGAGCUGUCCCUCCAGUGCUCACUCAGCUCAGUCUCUGUAUCUUUCCAAUUAAAAUGUAUUUAAUGUUUAACUAUUCAGUUGCUGUAGGGUCUACAAGUCAGGACGUUCUCUAGUCCACAUCUUGCCUCUGCCACGAAGGCAACACAAUCUCAUCAUCUCCCUCUCCCACCUACAAUUUGGGGUGAUACUGGUGUAUAUUACAGAACUAUUGAAAAUAAUGUAUGAGAAGUUACUUGGAUAUUGCAAAGUGCUGUGUAAAUGCCAAAUAUUAUAAUUCUAGAUUGCAAACAUAUUGGUAGGGGUGCUUCCAGCAGGCAGUUCAGGAAUGAAUAAUUGACUAAAAGUGCGUAUGGGGAUGCAUUUCAAAUGAUGUUUAGAGUACUCUAUAUUCUGUCAACUCAAGUCUACCACUGGAAAACCCAGUGAGAACUAGUGGAAAGAAUCUGACAGCACUUUAGAAACUAAAAAAUGGUAUAAAUGACAAAUGUGAUUUUUAAAAAUUCAAGAAUUUAAUUAAACAAGAGAUUCAAAUCAGGUUUGAGAUUGAAGUUAUGACAUGGUAUCAGUAUUUGCAGAGGUGUCUUUUUCGAAAGUAAGUAAUUAACUCCAAAUUAAGUGAGCCCUUACAGGAUCUGAGACUCUCACAGUUAAACAGUCCACACAUUUUAAACAUAUUUCUUCUCAUCGCUACAAAACUUUAGGAUUUAAUUCAUGGGCUAGAGAUAUGCAGAAAUGGACUGAAGAUGCAGGUUCCACUUUAACUUCUACAUAUCUGAUUUGAUAUGAUUUAUUAUAUUUCCAUGCCAUUUACAAACAAUAAAUAACAGUGACAUGACAGAACAUUAUAGAAUAUAACAAAUACAGCAUAAAUCAUAUAGAAAAUUAACAAAUCAUCAGUGAAACAAUUACAAUCUAUAAAACACUGUUAACAAAGCUACAAUUAAACAACACGCUAAACAUCACAAUUAAAGCAAAAGUCAUAUUAUAUGAUUAAUUAACCAAUACAGCAUUUAUUAUUUAUAAAACAAAAUAGGAACCAAAAGAUAAACUAUGCACUGUUAAGUUCAUACACACAUUCCCCCCACCCCAAUAACUCAUAAUCUUUCACUCUGUUCAGCUCAUUACACAUAUACAUAGUGCGCAUAGCAGCAAUUCCCUUCUGAGGUUCCUCGGACUGGAAGUGGGGUAGCACAGGUGAAACCCACCACCCCCUGACGGCAAAGAGUCUUUCACCGCUCACAGAUCUUCCUCUGGAAGGCUCCUAGGGCUUUAAAGAGCUUCGAGGAAGAUAGAGCUAUAUAUAGCUUUUAUCUGGUCGUUAUUGCUGCUUAGAAUCAUAGAACUGUAGAUCUGAAGGGACCCUGAGGGUCAUCUAGUCCAACCCCCCUGCAAUGCAGGAAUCUCAACUAAAGCAUCCAUGGUUCUUUCCUAAUAUUAAGGAACGCUCAUUCAAAAUCUUUGACAGGGUAGCAUUAUGUGCCAGCUAAAUUUCACGUUAUAUAAAUUAGUACUCAUAAUUAUAAUGAUAAAUAGAAUACUGUUUUUCUAAUCUUUCUAAUCUAUUUUAUGCUGGAGUCAUUGUGGUAAAAAUGUGGGCUCAUGGGGGUGGGGAAUAGAUAGUGUGUGGAAAUUAGUAAAAUAACUGGCUUGAUCCUUAGAUCCAAAGCACAAGCUGAACACCCUCUCCAGCAAGUGAGAGCUCCCAGCAGAGUUUAAAAACAUAAUCAUGUAGCACAGUGAAGCAUGAAGAGUAUAGGUUGUUAGACUCUUUAAAUAUUCUGUUUAGUCCACUUACAGAGCUUCCCCUCUCUACUCCUCUCUAUCCCUCUCAUAAGGAACAAACCACACUGUUAGUAAGUUUAAAUGCUUUACUUACAAACUCCAAAGGUCAGACUCAUGCAUUAUUCCAUGCAGCAGCAUGUCCAAAAUAUGCACAUGUUUUUCUGCUUCAUCCUUCUUAUUUUCCAUUCUGUUUCUUGGUUUAUUAUCAUGGAAUAUUGUGUUUGUAAUCUUUAUUGUUUGUUUUACCAAAUCCUUUCCAGGUUUUUUAACCAACUCUUUUAAAAUCAAUUCUUCCAAUACUUCUGGUUUUUCCCCCUCUAAACCUUUUCUGGUGAAUAUUUUGUUGGAUUAAAAAAACCUGCCAUUACUGCUUUACUGACAUCCCAAACCGACAUCCCAAACUGCUCUCUCUCUCUCUCUCUGCAGCUGUCUGCCGCUACCCAUUGGGCAUGUCAGGUGGGCACAUCCCUGAUGAGGACAUUACUGCUUCUAGUCAAUGGUCUGAAUCCACAGCAGCUAAGUAUGGAAGGUAAGAGAGAGAUGAGCCUGGGUCUCUCACAAACCCAAGACAUUUGAGCCUGAGAGCCUCAUUCACAUACCCCAGUCGUUCCCAUGCCCCACUGGCUGUGCUUUUGCAUCCUCCCCUACUCCAAAAGUGAUUGGCUCCUCCUAGGCUAAGCAGUCUGAGGGCACCCAAAAAAGGUGAAACUGCCGGAAAUUUGGUACUUAAGAGGUAAAAUUUUAAAGUUAUAUUACAGUGAGAUUAAAGAUUAGGAUUAAAGAAGUUUAAGGAAAUGGAAACUUGGUACUAAAGAGGUAAAAUUUUGAUGUUAUAUUAUAUUAAGAUUAAAGACUGGGAUUAAAAAAGUGGAAAAGAAAUUGCUGGACAAACAAUUUGGACUGGAGUACAAAAGAGGGAGGUAUGGGGAAGUCCAGAAAAUAAGUAAAUUUAAAAAACGGAAAUGAAAAAGUGAUAUUGUUUUUAACUGUUCUGUUUAUUCUGUUUUAUUUGCUUUUUGGUUUUUCGUGUGUGUUUAUUUUCUUUUUUUGGAUUAUGUAUAGUGUAUUUGUGUAUUUUUUUUUUUAUGUCUUUCUGUCUAAUUUUUUUUUUUCUGAAACCUUAAUAAAAAUCAUUCAAAAAGGUGAAACUGCCUCUGCAUCCAUCCUCAGAAGAGCCCAUGGUCUACUCUUGGCACCCUUCUUGUACCAGGGCUCAGCCCCAGAACCUGAUCCCAGUGCUAAUGUUCAGGCACUGAACAUUACCAGCAGCAAUAGAGCAGAAUGAACAGGUUCCUGCUGGAUUGUUCAUGGUGUCCUUUGCUUAACACUGAUGUAACCAGCUGUGGCUCAUGAGAUGGUUUGCUGGAUGCUGUCAACAUCCACUGCUGAGCACCACUCAAUGGGGCAUGUGAGGUGGUGGAGAAUGCAUGAGGGCUUUUAAUUCAACACUGUGUGGGUGCACAGCUACUGAAGGACUAGCCAAUGCCAGCAGGGGCCAUGAUGUUAACAACCCCUGCUGGCCAGGCCGGCCCAAGACAUUUUGGCACCUGAGGCAAGCCACAAAAUGGCACCUGCCCCAUCAGGGAUAAAGUGGGGAGUGAAGCUUUACAUCAGGGAAAAGGAGGAGGUGAAGGUCUACAUGUGAUGGUGUUAUGUACUGAGUGAAUAGGAUCCAAAAUGCAGCAGUCUGAUUGGUCCUAGAACAAUAGGAUCCAACAUGCAGCAGUCUGAUUGGUCCUAGAACAAUGCAGCAGUAUGAUUGGUCUGCAGGAGCCACCCAAUCCGGCUCCAGAUGGAAGUGAAUCCACAACCUCAUUGGCCUACAGGAGAAUUCCUGAAUUAGCCAAUCACGUGCAGCCCAUUGUGUAAAUAAUGUAUAUAAGCAGAUACUUUGAGGGGACAUUCAUUCCUCCUCACCGCUAUGAGCUGAAUAAAGAGCAUGAAAUCCACUUUUGACUCAGAGUAUAUUUCAGAUAUGUUCCUUGGAGGCCAGAUCUGCUGCCUUUGUGGAUCCUACCACCCGAGGCAUUCGCCUCAACUUGCCUCAUUUAGUUACUAUGGUCUAUCACCACUGAUACAUCACCUCCAUGAAUACGCAUAAGCCCCUUUUAAGCCAUCUGAGCUUUGCCACAUCUUGCAGCAGCUAACUCCAUAUGAUCAUUGAAUGUGAUGUGAAGAGUUCCUUGUUUUGCCUCCCCCGAGUUCUUUCAUGUGAGAGGGAGUAAACCAUUAUCACUAUCCAAAUUCUGUCCAUCUGUCAUAGCCAGCUUCCAGCCUAUCCCGUUGUCCCAGUCAGGGCUGCCAUGCUCUUGUCCUCCAUUCCAUCCCUGAGGUCAGCCCAACCCAGCUUCCCCAGUCCUGGCUCUGCCCUGUUGCCACCCGUGUGGCACAUCUAUCGUGGCAAGUAGGGAAGGCACAGGUGCUGAGGUGGUGAAAGCAGGAAGCUGAACGGGAAUGGAGAAACUGGACUAGUGGCUGAGAGGGCCAGAGCCAGAUAAGGGAGUCACAGGAAGGGGACGAAUGAAAGAAUGAGGCAGAACCACCAUGGGAAGUGAAAGGCCAAGAUGGGCAUUGACCACAAAUGAGUUGGUGACACCAGUCAGGUCCACUUUCUGCUUUUCUCUAGGCUAGGCUCUGAAGAAGGGGAUGGUGCCUGGUGCCCUGAGAUCCCUGUUGAACCAGAUGACCUCAAGGAGUUCCUGGAGAUUGAUUUACAUGCCCUGCACUUCAUCACCCUGGUCGGGACCCAGGGCCGUCAUGCAGGAGGUCACGGCAAUGAAUUUGCACCAAUGUACAAAAUUAAUUACAGCCGGGAUGGCACCCGCUGGAUAUCUUGGCGGAACAGACAUGGAAAGCAGGUAAAGCAGUAGGGAAGGGGUGAAAUAAUAAUAAUAAUACUACUAAUACUACUAAUACUAAUACUAAUACUAAUACUAAUACUAAUAAUAAUAAUAGUUGUUGACUAUAGAGUGUCUGUGGCAAAUAAAAAACAACAGCACAGCCAGGGCUUAGCCACACUUAUCUUUUGCCCUCCUCUUCCAGGUCUGUGCUUCAAAGCUCUGUCUUUGGAGCAAACAGCAAUUCAGGCUUUCCACAUAUUGCUGUUUGCUCUGACUGAGCUUUAAAGAGCGGGUUUUUGCAGGAAAAGCUCUGGAGCAAAAAAAAAAAAGUGCUCGGACACGGACUUUUGAAGUGUGGACCAUGCCUGGAAAGAGCAGAGGAAAGGCAAGUGUGGAUGUGCCCUCAGUAAUGCUGUAGUAAGUUCUGAAGCCCAGGAGCUCAUGAAGACGACCCCAUAAAGAUUCCAAAAAUGCAGGCAACUUUGUUGAAUUAUACACAUACAGACAGACAUGUGUAUGCAUGCCUCAAAGUGCACCACACACAAAAAAGGUAAAGGUGAAGGACCCCUGGACAGUUAAGUCCAGUCAAAGACAACUAUGGGGUUGCGGCGCUCAUCUUGAUUUCAGGUUGAGGGCGCCAGUGUUUGUCCACAGACAGCUUUCUGGGUCAUGGGGCCAGCAGGACUCAACUGCUAUUGGUGCAAUGGAACACUGUGACAGAAACUAGAGUGCAUGGAAAUGUUGUUUACCUUCUCGCCACAUUUUGGUUCUCACAACUAAGUCAAGGACCAAAGAAUUCCCUGAACUUGACAAGAUUUCAGCUGAAUUUUUAUGUUACCAAGAAUCCAUGUUUUGGGUGAAGGUGCAGAACGUACAUAAAUUGCCAGUGUUCUCUAGGAGAGGCCAUGCUACUAAAGAGCAAAUACAGUGGUGCCUCGCAAGACGAAAUUAAUCCGUUCCGCGAGUCUCUUCGUCUUGCGGUUUUUUCGUCUUGCGAAGCACGGCUAUUAGCGGCUUAGCGGCUUAGCGGCUAUUAACGGCUUAGCGACUUUAAGAAAAAGGAAACAAACUUGCAAGAACUCGCAAGACGUUUCAUCUUGCGAAGCAAGCCCAUAGGGAAAUUCGUCUUGCGGAACGACUCAAAAAACGGAAAACUCUUUCGUCUUGCGCGUUUUUCGUCUUGCGAGGCAUUCGUCUUGCGAGGUACCACUGUAUUGCAACCAGUUUAAACACCUGAUUAAACUUAUAGCAGAACUGAGUUGACCUAAAUAGAAAAAUCUUAUAUAUUCAGUUGCUAGAGGGCACCAUCAGAAUAAUAACUACACAAAUUUCAAGGAGAACUGUGGUACAAUUACUGUGGCUGCAACACUUGCCUGCCUACCUGCCACCCAGCAGCCUUGUUCUUGGUUAUUUUAUGUCCUUUCCCCCCUCAGGUGCUUGAUGGAAACACCAAUCCAUACGAUAUUGUCCUCAAGGACUUGGAGCCACCCAUCAUUGGUCGAUUCAUCCGCUUUAUUCCUGUGACUGACCAUUCCACGAAUGUCUGUCUCAGGGUGGAGCUGUAUGGUUGUGUCUGGCUAGGUAAGUACAGCAAUUCAUUGGAACUAUGACCUAUCAGGGUGACUUACACUGCAGGCAAAUAUAAUUUUUGUAGAGCAGUGAGGCUAUUCUGGAAGCUUCAUCACUGUGUUCCAUCCAAAUGUACCUUUUUUGUCCAAAGUUGAGCUCUUGUGGGAAGCAGGGGCAGUAGUUCUGCAAGGUAGAAGCAGAAGCUAACUGUGCAUAGUGUUGAUUGGCUAGCCUCUGUUAUGUCACCAAGGAUUCUUCUCCCCCCCCCUUUUUGAAAAUAAAACUACUAAUGAACAGGUAAAUCAAUGUGGUGCUUUAAAAGAAAAAUAACAUAUUUGGCUGAGCCACCAUACAAUGGCAGUGAUCUAGACAAAUGUGUUCAUAAUUAGUGUCUGCACCCAACUGCUCUGGGGUUUUUCCUUUGCAACAGAUGUAUCCCAUCCACAACAUGGACAAAUGGCUUGCCAGAUUCUUAAAAAGAAAAGAAAAAGUUUUCAAAUUAUUAUGGAACCACAGAGGCAAGUGAACAAUAACAAAAAAAAAAUCAAUAAUAUAUUGAACUCAAUGCAGGGCAUGCAAAAUCUAAAAACAUUAAAUAAUAACACCCAGUUUAAAAUAACAACAACCAUACUUCACUGGAUGGCGUGGGGAGAGAUACCUGUACAUCUGAAACAAAACUGUAUGAAAUAAAAUCCUACCAUACUGAAUAGAAAUGAGCAGGAUCUUCCUGUCCAUUAGAGAUCCAUGACUUAGGUUUUAUUUUUUAUGCAAUAACUAAAUUCCAGAGAUUAUUUUUACCAUAAGGAUAUAGACAUAUAUUUAAAUGAUUGUCACUGCUGUGCUAUAGAGAUGCUGGCAGCUGCCAGAACCCAAAAGUUCUUUUGGCAAAACAUCUUCAUGGUAUCUGUUGACACAUUUAGUAGGAAUAACUGUGGAUAAAUUUGAAUAUGUGUUUUAAUAAUCUUUAAUAUCUCCUAAUAAAUUUCAUCCCAGAAUAAAGCAACCUGUGAGUAUUCCUACCGGAUAUGGAGGGGAAAGUCCCUUUAGUUCCACAACCAGUUUUUUAGAUUAAAAAAUAGUUUUGAAACUGAGCUGCUGAGAUGCAAACUUGCAGAAAAACUCUCAUUCACGGCGGUACUUAGCUGGAUUCUGGCUGUUCUUGGUCACAGAUUGUGGCCAUUUUUGUUCGCAUUACUCUGAAAUGAGAGCAGCAAAGAGGAAACUAGAGAGGGAGAGUGGGGGCAAGUGUGGAACUGGUCAGGGAAAAAUGUCUCAACCGGCAGCAUAUUCCUUUGCACAGUGAUACGUCUAAUUUACUUAUGUGUAUCACUUUCAAAUGUAUAAUGUUUCCUGGAACUUUAAAAAUUCAUAGAAAUCCAGUGGUUUAGAAAAGUGUCCAGUGAAGUGCAGAAAUAAGUCACAGGAAGAGGACAAUUUAAGUGACAGAAAGCAAAACCUGCUGUUCCCAAACUGAAUGAAGAUUUAAUGCUUGAAGGAAAAAAGCAUUCAGUUUAAUUUAAAGGGCUAGAAUGGGUAACUUUCUGUAUUUAUUUUUUGUUCUUAAUUUCAUUUACUACUUUUUAAUUGUAUCAUAAUAUUUGAUUAGAACUACUUAUUAAUAAUGUUAUAGUUAUAAAAUAGGAAAGCAAAGAUAGAAUUGUCUUAAAAAUGAUAAAUAAAGUACAGCAUUUCUAACGCUCAUUUGAGCAUUUGAAGCGCUUGGUAUCCAUUAUUUUGCAAUCUGAAAGCAACCCUGUUCCCCCCCCCCCCCGUAUAUUCCCUGUACAGUAUUUUUCCCUGUACAUGUUGGGGGGGGGGGUGGAAUUAUAGAGAGAGAAUACACAAUCACCCCUUAAUAGUACACAGAAACAUGCCCCCCAAUCUCUGAGCAGUGAGAGAUUCCAGGGGUUCCAGGUGUUUACUCAGAGUUCAUGUUUCCUUUUGGAAAUGAGGAACAGUGGAGACUAUGGGGUCUUCAGGAUAUAUGGUUUAUUUACACGCAUAAACAACCUGAGCCUAAGAUGGAGGGCACAGCUUUAAAACACCAAAAGGAUCUUGUUUCUUGCAUAGUUGCAGCAUUGGAUUCAAACAGAAAUUGAACAUUGCUCUGACUCUCCCUGACAUUUGCUCCAAUUCAGCGGUAAAACACGGGGUUUCCCAGGGAAAGUGCUGGAGCAAAACAACAGACAAACAAAAACAAACAACUCUGUUCAGACAUUGAGCUUUAAAGCCUGGACCUGCGCCUAGAAAGCACAGCAUAAAAGGAAGUUUGGAUGAGGCCUUAGUUGCUAGCUCCCAGUUCCUUAUUUGCACAAAGGUUUGGAACAGAGAUUUAUUGUGAAUUUUGAAGGGGACACUCCUUCAAUCAUGCAGUUAUACUAUAUGGACUAGAUAUUUAUAACUUAUUUUGAGGUGCAGGGGUAUAUUAACUGUAGUUCCUGAUCAGGCUUACUGAUUGAGAUCUGUUUCAAACUUUUGUGCAAAUAAGGAGCUAGGAACUUUAUCAGGAGUAAAGAAAUAUGUGUCAAAUUUUGUGCCGUGAGGUCCUGUUUUCAACCCCUUUCCCAGACUAGUUUACACUGUUAGAAACACUGCCCUUUUUGCAGCUUAAAGGCACCACAGAGGAGCAAUUAAUUAGGAUCACAGGAAGUACUUUCUUUAAAUUAAUUAAUCACUGCAGUAUUAUCUUGUUUUAGCUUCAAAGAGGUCGGAGUCCUCUUUGUACCUGAGUACAAGAGUACCUGAACUGCAGGAAGGCGUGGUUCAGAGGGCUGGAGUUUAUUGUGCAUUUAUUCUGAUUUGUUUGCAGGAAAGUGUUAUCCCACACUUUCAAGGGCAUUUCCCCAUCAUUUUCCUUCCCACAAAAACUCGUUUUUAAAAAAUCUCUACGCCACUUAGAGAUUUUUGAAAUAUCACAUGGUGAGUAAGUGCUUUUUUUAAAAAGCAAUUUUGUUGCUCAAGCGUGCCAAAUCCACUAACUGCACAACCUAAAUUUGCAGGUGUGCGAAUGAUUCCACUUGGAAGCAGCCUAGACCUCAGCCAGUCUUUCUUCCCAUUUAGCUUAUCUGUUCCCAGCCUCCAGGCUCUGUGUUUGUGGACUUCUUUCCAGACCGAUGUUCUGACUAGCAGCAGCAGCCGUGCAAAAGUAACCUCUGUUCCAUCUCUUUACAGAUGGGCUGGUUUCAUACAGUGCUCCUGCAGGGCAGCAGUUGGCUCUACCUGGUGGCACCGUGAUUUACCUGAACGAUUCAAUCUAUGACGGGUACAGGUGGGUUCCUGAGUAUCACGCAACUGGGAAAGGUGCAUGAUGGGUGGAAGGGAGAGAGGAAAGGCUUCAGCCAAGUUAAUAUUUCAGAGUGAAGGGAGAAGGCAGUCUCAUUGAUUUAAGAAACAUAACAAUAGUUUCAAAUUUAAAGAUAAAUUGUGAAGAGUAACCAGUGCCUUUUUUCUAGAAAAAUAGGUGCUGGUACUCACCAUAAAGUUGUUACAGUAAGUGUCACACUUUUUAACAAACAAAAAAAGAGGUUCCGGUACUGCGUUCCCUUGAGUACCCCCUGGGGGAAAAAGCACAGAGUAUAACUCUUUUUUAAAUAUAAUUUUUGGUUCUCCAUCCAGUUUCUUCCUUGUGGUGUACUUUAUAGUUUAAAGGGCAUGUGUGCAUCCAGUGCAACAACCUGCCCCCAAGUUUUGUAUCCAACCUAAACCAGUGGCAAAAACUAAGUCAAAGGUGAUUAUUUUUCAUGAAUCUGCUCUAUUUUCCUGCUAUUUGGGGAAUUUGAACAUAAGAACAUGAGAACAACUCUGCUGCAUCAGACCAGUGGCCCGUUUAGUCCAGCAUCCCUUUCUCACAGUGCUCAGCCAUUCAAAUAGCCCUCAGAAGGUUGUCAGUAAUAAAAUGAGAUAAUAUCUAUAAAAUUUCUGCCAGCCAUCUCUUUCUGUACCUUUAUACUUUCUCAUGGUCACACAACAACCCAGCCAGAUGGGCAGGGUAUAUAUGUAUGUAUGCAUGUAUGUAUGUAUGUAUGUAUAAACAAACAAACAAACAAACAAACAAACUUAUAAUUAUCCUCAUCCUCUAAGUUCAACCAGAGACAGAAUUAAUGCUCAUUUUUCAUGUGAUAAAUUUCUUGUGCGAUGUCUGCCCAUCACAUUUUUGUGGAGUAAAUGACCUUUCUGCAAAAUUAAUUGUUUCACUAGCUUUUACUAUGGUAUUUGAACAGGUAAACAGCAAAGCCUUCAUGGCAUGCAGGCCACUUUGUCUCAUGGGACUUGCCUGAAUGAGUUUGGGAUUCCCAUGUGGACAAAUUCACAAGUGACUGCAUUAAAGUCCACAAGCAUUUUCUAGAACUGAAGGAACUUUUCCAGUAACUUCCUUUUCUUUUUCCUGUAUGGGGGACUAUUUCACAAAGCAAGUUAUCACAUGGAAAUGACCCAGCAAAGACACCAUAGCUCAGGGGCAGCCAACAUGGUGCCCCCCAGAUGGCCAGCAUGACCAGGGAUGGUGGAAGUUGUAGUAGUCCAUGACAGCUGGAGAGCACCAGGUUAGCUACCCCUACCGUAACUAGAUUUCUAGAGAACUACAAGAUUCCUUCCUUGUGUAACCUGGGUCUUUUGGAACUUCCUGGAAGCCCCCUGUGCCUCACAAAAAACUCUCAUGAUGAUUUGUGGAUAAUCAGGGCAUGUACAAAAAUGCUUUACAAUGCAUCACAUGAGAGGAAUUUACUGUAUCAAAAACUAACGUGAGAAUUUGUCCAUCCCUGGGCUAAAUUGGACUUCCAACUGAGUUUCCAGCUGCCAAUUCCACAAUUUAUCCAUCCAAUAAAUGGUACAGGAGACCACCAUCUGUCUCCUUUUCCCUCCUGUUUGAGCCGGGACAAUCGUGCUGAUAUUUAGAAGAAAAAGGUUGGGAUUAACUGUGUUCUACCCCCCUCCCCCUCUUUUAACCUGCCACUCACUAGCAUGACGGAAGGACUAGGCCAGCUGACAGACGGGGUUUCAGGCCUGGAUGAUUUUAGCCAAACCCACGAAUACCAUGUAUGGCCUGGUUAUGACUAUGUUGGCUGGCGCAAUGAGAGCACCACCAACGGCUAUGUGGAAAUUGUCUUCGAAUUUGACCGGAUCAGAAACUUCACCACCAUGAAGGUUAGUUGCUAAAUUCAAUGCGGGCUCCCAUGUUUUCUUUAGACUGGCAGCAGAGUGCAAUUUAUAGAAGAUGUGUAGGGAUCCUUUUCCUGCUGCCCAACCCCACAUUUCAAACCUCAGGUCUGAAGGCUCCAGCUGGUGCAAAAAGGUUCAGCUUGACUGUUGACUGGGGCAGACCACUGCUAACAGACAACUUGGAUGCUCAAAAGCUUGCACUGGCUUCCUAUGUGCUGCAGGACCAAGUUCAAGAUUCUUAUAUUAAUUUACAAGGCCCUUAUCUGCUUGGGUCCAGAUACCUCAAGGAUCACCUAAUCCCUUAUAUCCCACCCCAGUCACUGAGGUCUUGAGGGACCCAGUUUUAUGGGAUUCAUUUCCAGCUGAGGUCAGUGGCGUUGAGCUUCCAACACCUUCCAAAACCUUAUUUAUUCCAGCUGAAGUCUGAUUUUAUAGCUUUAACCUAUUUUUAUCUUUUCUGUAUUGUAUUUCUGAGACUAUGGUAGUUAAGUAUAUAUAAAUGGUUUAAAUAAAUAAAUAAACUUUUGGCCUACACACUUGAGUAACUAUUAUGAUAAACAAUUACACAUGGGCCUUUGUGCUAAAUAUGUGUGCCAAAGUCCAAAUCCCUUACCUUAAAAAAGGGGUCUGUGUAUUCAUUUGACCUGUGUUGAUGACAGCCAUUUUGAAAUCUGACAUGGCACAUCUGGUUGGCACCAGAUACAAAAGGAUCCAAAACUCAGACGCCAUCUUUUGGGGCUGCAAUCCUGUGUAAGUCAUGUUACCCGUACAAGUUCUCAGCGCCCCCCAGCACUUGUUGGGGGCAUGGUGCCCCAAAACAUGUGUUUUGGGGCAUUACACAACAUUUCUGCCCUGAAAAAAACACUUUUUCGGGGUGAAAGUGUACUGAAAUUGUGUGAGCUCACAGUGGCCAUUUGGGCUGCUGUCCUCUCACGAGAAAAAUCAGGAUGCCCUGUUUUUUUCUGGGACAGUUGAUGUGUUUAAGAGUGGCACUGGCAAAGGAUAAACAGGUGUUAUAUUUUGUGCCUUGUGCAGAAAAUUCAAAUGUUAUCUUUCCCUUCCACUAACUGAUAUGGGACACAAUCCACUGAUACCUUAUUCUACUGAAAUUGAUGAGAGCUUGGGUCGAUUAAGAGCAACGGUUUCAAGUUGCAUCCCAUUCAUUCCCGAGGGGCCUGUGCAGGAGAAAUCAGGAGAGAAGAGCCUGGCUUUGCCUAGCACCUCAAGGGUGCAACCUGAUGGAUAGAAUGGGUGGAACAAGUGGCAAAACAGACAGGAAGAAAAUAGUAUGUGCACACACUGUGAUUCUGGACCUCAGUCCUGAAAUGCUGCUGCUUCCCCAGAGACCCUAAGAAGACUAAAAUUCUUGUAAAGAAGCUGGUAAAAUGCGGUCUUGACUAUGCUACCACUCAGUGGAUUUGUAACUGGCUGACUGACCGAACCCAAAGGGUGCUCAUCAAUGGUUCCUCUUCAUCCUGGAGAAGAGUGACUAGUGGGGUGCCACAGGGUUCUGUCUUGGGCCCGGUCUUAUUCAACAUCUUUAUCAACGACUUGGAUGAUGGACUCAAGGGCAUCCUGAUCAAAUUUGCAGAUGACACCAAACUGGGAGGGGUGGCUAACACCCCAGAGGACAGGAUCACACUUCAAAACGACCUUGACAGAUUAGAGAACUGGGCCAAAACAAACAAGAUGAAUUUUAACAGGGAGAAAUGUAAAGUAUUGCACUUGGGCAAAAAAAUGAGAGGCACAAAUACAAGAUGGGUGACACCUGGCUUGAGAGCAGUACAUGUGAAAAGGAUCUAGGAGUCUUGGUUGACCACAAACUUGACAUGAGCCAACAGUGUGACGUGGCAGCUAAAAAGCCAAUGCAGUUCUGGGCUGCAUCAAUAGGAGUAUAGCAUCUAGAUCAAGGGAAGUAAUAGUGCCACUGUAUUCUGCUCUGGUCAGACCUCACCUGGAGUACUGUGUCCAGUUCUGGGCACCACAGUUCAAGAAGGACAAUGACAAACUGGAACAUGUCCAGAGGAGGGCAACCAAAAUGGUCAAAGGCCUGGAAACGAUGCCUUAUGGGGAACGGCUAAGGGAGCUGGGCAUGUUUAGCCUGGAGAAGAGGAGGUUAAGGGGUGAUAUGAUAGCCAUGUUCAAAUAUAUAAAAGGAUGUCACAUAGCGGAGGGAGAAAGGUUGUUUUCUGCUGCUCCAGAGAAGCGGACACGGAGCAAUGGAUCCAAACUACAAGAAAGAAGAUUCCACCUAAACAUUAGGAAGAACUUCCUGACAGUAAGAGCUGUUCGACAGUGGAAUUUGCUGCCAAGGAGUGUGGUGGAGUCUCCUUCUUUGGAAGUCUUUAAGCAGAGGCUUGACAACCAUAUGUCAGGAGUGCUCUGAUGGUGUUUCCUGCUUGGCAGGGGGUUGGACUCGAUGGCCCUUGUGGUCUCUUCCAAUUCUAUGAUUCUAUGAUUCUAUAUGUGCAUAGGAGCAAAAGCUUAAUGUGGCUGCCUUGCAUGCAGUUACAGUGGGAGAGUAUUAUUACUUAUUUAUUUCAUGACAUUUAUAUAACACUUGAUUGCUUCUCCUGUUAAUUUUCUAUGUUUCGCUCUACUGUUUAAAGUAGCAGGGCUUUCAAAAAAUGUGGCAACCUUAGUUGGAGCAUCCCAUAGUCUUUGGGUGGGAUCACGUCACCUUCUGCUCACCCGUCUCAUGUCUCCAUUACACAGGUUCACUGCAACAAUAUGUUUGCCAAGGGAGUGAAGAUUUUCAAGGAGGUGCAGUGCCACUUCCGCUCUGAUGCAAAUGAGUGGGAGCCUAACGCCGUCUCCUCAGUGCUGGUGUUAGAUGAUGUGAACCCCAGUGCCCGCUUCGUCACAGUGCCCCUUCUCCAUCACAUGGCCAGUGCCAUCAAAUGCCAGUUCUACUUUGCGGACACCUGGAUGAUGUUCAGUGAGAUCACCUUCCAGUCAGGUAUGACACAGGGAUGGGUGAUGGAACUGUGUGUGUUUAUGUGUAUCCUAGUAAGUGAGAGAUAUUUUGGGAGGGAGCUAGGAAUCCUUGUUCAUCGCUAGAAGGCCUGAUGUGCUGGGAAAGUAGGUUUCAUUGUCUCAUAUGUCUGGACACAGCAUAGGCUGAUGAACUGUAUUUGUGAUAAUGAUAUACAAGAUAUGUGGAUCUGUACAACACAGAAGACCUGCUCUGUACAUGCAGCAAAAUUGGUUCAGUGAACAGGAUUGUGCCCUAGCCACUCCUGCCUCAUAAGCCAUGUAGGCAUUCGCUCUAAUGUCUAAAGUGUGUAUAGGUGCAUACACUUCAUUGCACAUAGAUGUGACUAAGGCCAGGCCUGUUUUCCCCAGGGAAGGAUGCAGUUGAUGGACCAGAAAGUCAGUUAGGAGUUCCUUUUACUAAUUUGUAAACAGUGGCCUUUCCUGCAGAAGUCAGACUUAGACAUGCUUAUUCCUGUUCUUGUUACUGCCAGGUUGGACUACUUUAAUUCACUUUACAUGGGAUUGCCCUUGGAGUCCAGAAACUGCCAGGUUGUUAUCAGGAGCUGGGCAGACACAGCUGAUUGUGCCAUGGGUUGCCAGCUAGUUUCUAGACUCAGUUCAAACUGUGUGAGAGCCUCCAGGUAUCACUGCCUGUCCCUUGGGGAUCUUCCUAGGCUACAGCCUUUAUUGGCCUUGCUCUGUCCCACCUCACCUGGUGUGUUUUUGCAUGGCCAGAAUGUGUCCGUCCCUGAAUUGUGAUAAUCUCUUCCUUGCCUUUGUGUGGUAAGUUGGGUUCAAGCCAUACAAAAUUUGGAGGUUUCUACACCCACCCACACCCCUCUCCAGCCAAGCGAAAGUCACAUCUCUGCUCAUGUUGUUGCCUUUGGCUGUGCCUGCCACUGAUAUACCACUCCCGGUAUGCAACUGAGGGAAUAUGGCUGCUGGGCUGAAAAGGGCCCCCUGAGGUUUAGACCUUUAAAAAGCCCUGAGCAGCCUGGGACCGCAGGGUAUCUACCUUCUUCCCAUAGGAGGCUGGUCACAGAGCGAACUCCUAGAGGCUGAGGUCCCUUCAGACCCCCCACAUUUGAGGGGACUGCCCCCCAAGUUGAUGGGCUUUGCCAUUCAAAUGGUGUGCAUGUGCCCCAUAUUGUGAAAAAUUAUGUGGGGCAGGGCUUACUUUCCCCCUCCCCCAUAUUUUAUUCAAGUUGGCACCCCUGAGCCUGGUCUAAACUUUGCUUAGUCUCUGAGGCCUAUCCUCUUGUCCCUCUCACACUUUCCCUCCCAUGUCUUCUUGCCCUGUUUUCAGUUUGGUCCAGGGCUGGGUGUUCCCACUUGUGUUUCUUGCCUCAGAUUUCAUCCCUGAAACCCCAUGUUUUCCUGUUCAAUAGUCUGCUUCUUGUGUUCUCCCCAACUUCAGCUCUGCCCACCUACGGCAGUCAGUUAAUCAGAAAACCAGAUAAUCAGGGAACCAGAUGCUCAGGAGCUGGAUAAUCAGACAGUCAUUUGACAUACAAAAGAAGUGGGGACCCUUCCAAUAAAUAUCAUUUUAUCACAAGUUUCACAUGAGCAGUAAACAGGGGAAAGUAAAAUAAACAAAUAAAACAUUCUGAGAAAACCGGAAGUGCUUCUCAAAGCUGAAGAGACAACUGGGAAAAUUACCCUGCAGGGCUAGGUGGGGAAAGAAGGGGGGGGGAGCAGACUCUCCCCAACACAUGAAGCACAUGAAAUCCGAUUCAGGAGCUAUGUUAGGACUGGUUCAGAAGAGGGACAAAUGUUUAUUCAGGUUUGCUGCAGUCUGGCAUUUGCUCCAGUUCAACAGUAACCAGUAGGUUUUCCUGGGGAAAGUGGUGGGACAAAAACCCUAUUGAACCCGUGAUACUAGAUCAGUAGGAAUCACAGGUCAGACGAAAGUGUGGAUGGGCCACUGACAGGAGUUUAGCUGGUUGGCCAAGGGAAACCGCCUUUUCCAUAACCAAACCUAAUGUUUUAAUCACUGUUUGUGUGACUAGAGGAGCAAAGAGGCUGUGUGCACGGCCAUCAGGGGCUUUCACAUCUUUCUUUAUUAAGCCAAGGUACGAUAAGUGAAACCAGCUCAGUGUCUUGAGAAGCACCUAUAAUCUGAUUUUCCACAUUUAAAAACGAAAGUUUCAAACAACCACCAUGUCUGCUGGUGCUGUUGUUUAAGUCUGGAUCCCCCCCUUUUUUUUCCUUUAUUAGAUGCAGCCAUGUACAAUAAUUCUGGAGCCCUUCCUGAUUCUUCAGUGACUCCUACUACUUAUGGUAUGUGUGACGCUAGUUUAGAAUGUGGACCAUAAAGUGAUCUACCUGGAAUAUUGUGGAUGAGCUAGCUGUGGAACAAUUCUAACUUGGCACCAGGGAGAUGCAGAGUAGCAGGUUUGCACUGUGGUGGAGGGGUGGGGGUGGGGCCCUUACUCUCAUUUUGCUACUCCUGCUCCAAGAUGUCAUAGCUGAGGGACCCAAAGAUAGGACCACUUGGGAGAUCCUUCACCAUUAGAUGAUGACAACGAUGAUUUAUUCAUACCCUGCCAAUCUGACUGGGUGGCACCAGUUACUCUGGGCGGCUUCCAAUAUAUAUAAAAACAUUAAAAAAAAAACAUUAAAAAGCUUCCCUAUACAGGGCUGCCUUCAAGUGUUUUCUAAAGUUUAUAUAGCUACUUAUCUCCUUGACAUCUGAUGGGAGGGAGUUCUACAGGGUGGGCGCCACUACUGAGAAGAAGGCCCUCUGCUUGGUUCUUAGAAGAUCCUCAGUCCUAGAUCUCAAGUGUCUGAACUGUAUGAUGGGGGUGGAGAUGCUUCUUCAGGUAUACAGGGCCACGGAUGUUUAGGACUUUAUAUGUCAGCAUCAACACUUUUAAUUGUGCAUAGAACAUACUAGGAGCCAAUGUAGGUCUUUCAGGACCAGUGUUAUAUGGUCCCAGUGGCUGCUCCCAGUCACCAGUCUAGCUGCCGCAUUCUGGAUUAGGUGUAGAUUCCGAGUCACCUUCAAAGGUAGCCCCACGUAGAGCGCGUUGCAGUAAUCCAAGCGAGAGAUAACUAGGGCAUGUACCACUCUGGCGAGACAGUGUGCGGGCAGGUAGGGUCUCAGCUGGUGUAUCAGUUGGAGCUGGUAGAUAGCUGCCCUGGUCACAGAAUUAACCUGCGACUCCAUGGACAGCUGUGAGUCCAAAAUGACACCCAGGCUGCACACCUGGUCCUUUAGGAGCACAGUUACUCAGUUCAGGACCAGGGAAUCCCCCCCCCCACCUGCCCAUCCUCUGUCCCCCAGAAACAGUACUUAUUUCUUGUUAGGAUUCAACCUCAAUCAGUUAGACACAAUGCAUCCUCUAACUGCCUCCAGACACUCACACAGGACCUUCACUGUCUUCACCAGUUCUGAUUUAAAGGAGAGGCAGAGCUGGGUAUCAUCCGCAUACUGGUUAACACCCAGCGCAAACCCCCUGAGGAUCUCUCCCAGCAGCUUCAUAUAGAUGUUGAAAAACAUGGGGGAGAGGACAGAGCCCUGAGGUGCUCCACAAGUGAGAGCCCAGAGGUCUGAACACUCAUCUCCCAACACUACUUUCUGGACAUGGCCCAGGAAAAAGGAGCGGAACCACUGUAUAGCAGUGCCCCCAGCUCCCAACCUCCUUCCCAGCCAAGAGGAUACCAUGGUCAAUGGUAUCAAAAGCUGCUGCAAGAUCCAGCAGAACCAGAAAACAGCUUUCACCUCUGUCCCUAGCCUGCCAGAGUUAGGGACCACGAGACCAAGGCAGUUUCAGGCUCAUGAAGGGGCCUGAAUUCCGACUGGAAGGGAACCAAAUGGCCCGCAUCCUCCAGAUAUGCCUGGAAUUGUUCAGCGACCACCUGCUAAAUCACCUUGUCCAAGAAUGGAAGAUUGGAUAGAUCCAAGGCCACUGGCAGCCUUCCUUGAAGUACCUUAUUUCAGGCCUUUUUCCUUCUACCAGAAGGGACAGCCGUAGCUUUCCACCCUCUUGAUCGCAGCUGGACCUCCCAUCAUAAUGAAGACCAGUGGCACUCUUCAGCAGAGGGGAACCUAUGUGCCGUCGAGCCCACUCCCUCAAUACUGGAAGGGGCUGGAACUGCACUCUUAGUUAUUCAGGCUGCUGUUCUCAGUGUGAAUAGAGGCAGUAUUUGAAAAGACACCAAGAAUAAUUCUGACGGAGUGGGGAGGUAUGAAACCUAGGGCAAAAGAUGGCAGCUUGCAAUAUGCCAUAUGAAAGUCUUUUUAGUUUUCAUAAAUUCACCGAAAGCUCACAUUUUAUGGUUGUAUUCUGACAGAUCCAACCCUCAAAGUGGAUGACAGUAAUACUCGCAUCUUGAUUGGCUGCCUAGUGGCCAUCAUUUUCAUCCUGGUGGCCAUCAUUGUAAUCAUACUCUGGAGACAGUUUUGGCAGAAGAUGUUGGAAAAGGUAAGCCUGCAGACAGAUACAGUGCACAUCUGCAUUAGAGACUUAAUUGCCAAAGUCAGCAAGUUACUUCCUCAGGAUUAAGCAUGGCACAUGCAAGUAAGCAUAGAAAUGUGUAGGAAAUGUGAGUUUAGUAUCAAGAUUUGAAGCAACCCAUUCAAGAUCCUUUCAUAACUGAAUAUCUGUCUGUUGAGGAAACCUACUUGUGCCCUUAAGCUGUUUCCUACUCACAAGGGGUAAAAUCCAAGGAACCCAUCUCUUUCUCCCUCCCUCGUUCUACACUUCUUAACUUAAUAGCGUGUAAGUCUGGCCCAAGGAAAAGCUCUGUACGUCUUAAAACCUUGCAUGCACUUGCACCAAUGAAUAUGAUUGAACAGGGAUGUUAAUAUCAGUUCAUAAAGCCAGUCUCUCCCUGUUCUGCCUGUUGUACAGUAAAGAUGAAACCUUGACUUGCUUCCAGGCUUCUCGCCGGAUGCUGGACGACGAAAUGACUGUCAGCCUCUCUCUGCCCAGUGAGUCCAGCAUGUUCAACCAUAACCGCUCCACAUCAUCCAGUGAGCGAGAAUCAAACUCUACUUACGACCGCAUAUUCCCACUGGCUGCAGACUACCAGGAGCCUUCUCGACUCAUCCGCAAGUUACCUGAAUUCACCCCAGGGGAGCAAGAGGCAGGUCAGAGCAACCAGGCACUCUCUUGAUCUUGUUCCCAUAUUUGCUCUGUUACUCUGGGCUAUAAACCCCUAUCCCACCUUCAACAUUUCUUUAUGGGGGUGAAUGAGAUUGAAUUCUUUACUUAGGUACUUUUAUACGUACUGCCUUUCAGUCCCAAAAAAGCCAUCAUAAGGUAGUUUUGUUAUGCUUCUAAAAGCACAAAUUUAUUUUAAAACAUAAAAUAGCAGCCAUCUCACAGAAUAUAUAGAUAAAAGAGUUAUUAAAUUAUAAAUCAACAGCCUCAUUCAGUUAAAAUGAAUUGUAUGAAUUCUCUGAAUUUUGCAAUGUAGGUCUUCUGCCACGUAAUGCAUACAAAAACACAUGUACGGUGGUAAACUGUGCCUAAAAACACAUAUUUUCAAUAUAUAUAUAUAUAUAAAACCACAUUAUGUUGGGAAGCCCUACCCUGAAAAUAUGUGUAAAUAAUGCAGAAUUGCAUACAAAAGUUUAUUAGGAGAAAUUCACACAUGGGUGAAUUUUCAUGAGCACUUAAAAAACAACUGAUGUGCAAAUGUGGAGAACUGAACUUAAGACUGACAAAAUGAGAAACUGAGAAAAACUGAGGUCUGCCCAUCCUUAAUUUGGCAUCCAAAGAUAACUUAAUGGCAGCAGGCGGUCUUCCUGUUGGCAAACUCCAAAUACACAACAGGGCCUGGUCUUGGGUCACCCCUGCCAACAACUUGCAGCUGGGCCCAGUCCCCUCAAUAUUUCUCACCCUGACCGCCUGUCUUCCCUCCUUCCUCUCUCACUCCCUCGGUUGGCGCAAGGUCACGCCGGCCUGUGUAGCAUCUCCCUAGAGGAAGGCUGCCCUGCCCUGCACAGCGUUGCGAGGUGCAUGUGAUGUCACACAUUGCAUGUGUGACAUCACAUGUGCGCGCCAGUGCUCUUCAGUUUUGGGGGCAACCUGGAGUCUGUGGUGCCUGCACAAAUCUCCUUACUGUAUGAAUAACAGAAACAGAACUUACAUAAAAUAAAGAAUAAAGUUCUUAGUAUCCAUAAGUUGCAGCAUUCAACAUUUUUAUAUACAGUAUGUAUAAAUAUUUUUAUUUAUGUGAAGAGUAAGCAACAGAAUACAAACAGAAGAAAAAGAAAGAAAAAAACUUCCCCAACAUAGGAGCUAUGGCAUAAUAAACAUAUCCAGAAAGACACUGCAUAAAUUACUGGUAUCUUGCUAUAAUAAUAAAAAAAGUCUAAUGCUGUCCAAAGUUCAUUUUAUUGAUUCAGCAUUUUAUAUACCACCCUUCAACUGAAGAUCCGAGGGUGGUUUACAGCACAAAUAUACAAAGUGAAAACGCAAAAUACUUAACAGCCACAAAAACCAAUAACCCCCUGCCACAAAGUCAUUUAAAAGACCAUUAAAUUGUUUCAUCAGUCAAAGGUCUGGUUAUAGAGGAACCUUUUUUCUUGGCACCUAAAGAUAUGUAGUGAAGGCGCCAGGUGAGUCUCUCUGGAGAGAGCCAUUCACAAAUGGGGAACCACCACAGAAAAGGCCCUAUUCUUGUGCUGCCACCUUCUGGACUUCUCAUGGAGCGUGGCACAUGAAGAAGGGCCUCGGGUGAUGAUAGCAGGGUUCGGGUCAUAUGCACAGAGGUGGCCCUUGAGGAUUGCAGCCAAAGACCCCAAAGCAUAUUUGGCUGAGACCCUCUCCUCUACUUUCCUCCCUUCCCAGGUUGCAGUGCGUCUGCCAAGCCAGCCCAGCCCGGUGCAGCUGAAGGGGUUCCCCACUAUGCAGAGGCAGACAUUGUGAACCUGCAGGGGGUGACAGGCAGCAACACCUACUCUGUCCCUGCAAUCACCAUGGACUUGCUGUCCGGCAAAGAUGUGGCUGUGGCCGAGUUUCCUCGAAAGCUGCUGACUUUCAAGGAGAAGCUGGGAGAAGGCCAGUUUGGAGAGGUGAGUUCACGGCUUGCUCCUUACAAUAUGUGUACCUUCCAGCAAGGAUUGCAGGAGCCGGAGAUGGAUGAUAAAAGUAUGGCAUGGUCUGGUCAUGGAGAUAAGAGAAAGACUCAGCUGGACUGAGCACUAAGGCAAGAAGGCCAUGAGCAGAAAAGAAAAAGGAGUUGGAUAAACUAUGGACUGGGAUAGAAAUGCCAAGAUGUUCUGAUCAGGGGUGCCAGCUAUAGGGGACAGAGGGUGCUUCAGCCCCCUCAAUAUUUUGAAACAGGGGGCUGAGCCCCCCCAGUAUUGAGGGGAGGGGGCUGCCACCCCCCGCUGCUCCUGGGUGAGGUUGGGGUGGGAGGUAAAGAGGGCGCUUUCCACCCUCUGGGCCCCCCCGAUGGGAGUGUCUGCCCACCAUUCACGGCAAUCGCCAGAGUGCCUUCCGCACAACAGGUGCCCCCCCAAUGUUGGGCCCAACUUGCCAUGCCUGGUAAGGAUCUUAAUUCAUUGGGACAGGUGAUAUCAUCCUACUGGACAUUGAAUCGGCUAAUAAUGGGUGUCUAAUAAUAACAGCAAUUUUUGUUUUGUCCAUGGGGUGGGGCUAUGAAACUUUCUGUGUUGCUCAUCAGUAAAGGAGAAGUCCCUCCAGACCCACCGUCUUGGCCCUGGGACUGUGGGUGCCCCGGGCCACGCCCACCCCAUGCGCACGUGUCUCUGGCGUUAGCACAGCUACUAACAUCAUAACUACAUAAACAUGUGGUUUAUGUACUUAUGUAUGUGUGCUUACCUUGUGCACUUAUGAAUAUUCAUUUUAUUCAUGAUACCUUAGAAUUCCUAUAACACUUAGAAUAUGUAAACAGAGAAGAGAUUGUUGCUUCAACCCAAGCCAAUCCUGCUUCUCAGCCGGAUGAACUGGUCUCUGGAUUGGGCAAUAUUAAUACAGGCACAGAUUUGUCCAGUUUUCUAAGCUAUUGCUUGUUUACUGCUUAGACUUCAUUGUACAGCUCAGUGAUUAAGGGAAGAAAUGCUGAAUUUACCGGAACAGUGUCUGGUUCCUGAUUUCAUAGAAUCAUAGAGUUGGAAGAGACCACAAGGGCCAUCGAGUCCAACCGCCUGCCAAGCAGGAAACACCAUCAGAGCACUCCUGACAUAUGGUUGUCAAGCCUCUGCUUAAAGACCUCCAAAGAAGGAGACUCCACCACACUCCUUGGCAGCAAAUUCCACUGUCGAACAGCUCUUACUGUCAGUAAGAGGUUCCUAAUGUUUAGGUGGAAUCUUCUUUCUUGUAGUUUGGAUCCAUUGCUCCGUGUCCGCUUCUCUGGAGCAGCAGAAAACAACCUUUCUCCCUCCGCUAUGUGACAUCCUUUUAUAUAUUUGAACAUGGCUAUCAUAUCACCCCUUAACCUCCUCUUCUCCAGGCUAAACAUGCCCAGCUCCCUUAGCCGUUCCUCAUAAGGCAUCGUUUCCAGGCCUUUGACCAUUUUGGUUGCCCUCCUCUGGACACGUUCCAGUUGAUGUUACUUCUAUCAAAUACACAAGUGAUUGUAAAGAAAAAGACUAUGCCUAUAUUUGUCUGCUUGUCUAUACUCCUGAUUGUGGAGCACUUGUCCUUGGUGAUAUAUUUUUCUGCGACUUUCCAUUGUGCUACUAGGUCAAUGUCUGUUGAAGUACCACUGUACUUUGGCAAUGCUCUCCUCGUCUGUCACUGCUGACCUUCUGGAAAUGAAUGGAGGGUGUUAAUUUGGAGGAGAAUUAUGCAUAAUAGGGGAUGCGGGUGGCUUGGGACGCGGGUGGCGCUGUGGGUUAAACCACAGAGCCUAGGACUUGCUGAUCAGAAGGUCGGCGGUUCGAAUCCCCGUGAUGGGGUGAGCUCCCGUUGCUUGGUCCCUGCUCCUGCCAACCUAGCAGUUUGAAAGCACGUCAAAGUGCAAGUAGAUAAAUAGGUACCGCUCUGGCGGGAAGGUAAAUGGCGUUUCCGUGUGCUGCUCUGGUUCGCCAGAGGCGGCUUAGUCAUGCUGGCCACAUGACCCAGAAGCUGUACACCGGCUCCCCCAGCCAAUAAAGUGAGAUGAGCGCCGCAACCCCAGAGUCGGCCGCGACUGGACCUAAUGGUCAGGGGUCCCUUUACGUUUACCUUUAUGCAUAAUAGUAGAAACUGAUAACUGCUUCACUGCAUAUGCUGCUCUGUCAGGUGUCCACUAUGAUCAACUGCCCAAUAAAAUAAAAUACAAAAUCACAGGCUCAUGUGACCCACCUUAUUUUUGCGAUUGUGGAGUUUUUAAACUGCUUUUAAUAUUGUAUUUUACUUAUUGUAGCCUGCCAUGGAAGCUGUCAUUAAUAAUAAUAAUAAUAAUAAUAAUAAUAAUAAUAAUAAUAAUGACAGCUUUUCUUUUAAUAGCCACAGCUUCCAGCAAACAAUUCCCAGGAUUCUCUGAGGGAAGACAUGCACUUUAUAUUUAUCUUAUGGAUCUGAACAUAAAUACCAGCGCAAAUUAAACUCUGCUUUUCACCACAGCAGUGACAAUACAUGGACACGGUGACAGUAUCACCACCAAUGAUGGCUUUCAAUUUUUACUGAAAGUUCAGGUUUUAUUUAUUUACUGAUUUUUAAAAAAAUGUACCCUGCCUAUCAAGGAAAAUUUUAUUACCAGGGUGUAUAAUAAUAAAGGGGGACGCGGGUGGCGUUGUGGGUUAAACCACAGAGCCUAGGACUUACCAAUCAGAAGGUCGGUGGUUCAAAUCCUGGCAACGGGGUGAGCUCUCGUUGCUCAGUCCCAGCUCCUGCCAACCUUGCAGUUCGAAAGCACAUCAAAGUGCAAGUAGAUAAAUAGGUACCGCUGUGGCGGGAAGAUAAACAGCGUUUCCGUGCGCUGCUCUGGUUCGUCAGAAGCGGCUUAAUCAUGCUGGCCACAUGACCCGGAAGCUGUACGCCGGCUCCCUUGGCCAAUAAAGCGAGAUGAGCGCAGCAACCCCAGAGUUGUCCACGACUGGACCUAAUGGUCAGGGGCCCCUUUACUAUAAUAAUAAACCAAUUUAAACUACAAUGCAUAGGAAUAACAAUAUAGAAACAAUUAGAUAAAACAAAAGUGAGUACAGUAUCACUCUUUAAAAGACCUGAACAAAUGAAGUUACUCCAGGGUUUUUUCUAUCACUGUUCAUGUGGCAAGGCAUUGUUUAUUAUAGUGCGCAGGCUCAUCUCACUAUCCUUUCUGAUAAACAAUUGGUUUUGCAUUUUUGUUGUGUCUCCAAAGCCUAUUUGAGCAGAGGUGACCGUGGGACAGAAGCAAUAUGUGUGUUCAUCAAGUUCCAAACUGCUACUAUCAUAUCACUUUCAGCUCUCUUAAAAGAUAAGUGGUAUGACAGAACCACUGCUGCCCUUUGUGUUCAAACAUUUAUUUUGCUCCAGUGUUAUCUCAGGUCAAACAAUUUUGCAGAUUUUUGAAAUGUUUUAAAAUUAUACCUCUAUCUGUCAUGCCAGCUACAAAAUCAUAGAAUUGUAGAGUUGGAAGGGAUCACAAGGGCCAUCUAGUCCAACCCCUGCAAUGCAGGAAUCUUUUGUCCAACGUGGGGCUUGAACCCAUAAUCCUGAGAUUAAGAGUUUCAUGCUCUACCAACUGAGCUAUGUAGCAUGCUGGACAAGCUCUGUUGGUCCUUAACUUUGAUCUUGUGCAGAUACUUUUGGGUAGGGGGUGAGGGGAGAGACACAACAUAUGUGUUCAGAAAUCUCUUUGCAUUUCUGAAAAUCUCUGUGUAUUUCUGCUGCAUGUUUCUAGGAGUGCUGUUACAUUGCUUGAUUAACCAACUUAACUGAUUGGUUAUAAAAACGGGUCCAAUAAAAAGUGGUUCCCUGUCCCUAUCUCCCCACUGGAAACAUAGGGAUAUGUUAAAGUUUAAUGUGUGCAUUAUCAAUUAGAUAACGUGGCAUGUGAACCCUUAAAGGGAAACAGCGAUGACCCAGCAGCUCAGUCCUGGAGAGCCAGCUCAGGGCUCAUCUGCCCUUACCUUUUGCCCUGCCCUUUCUAGGCACAGGUCUGCAGUUUAAAGCCCCGUAUCUGAGCGCUUUCCCCCUGCCUUGACACUUUUGCCAGGAAAAUGCGCUCUUUAAUGCUGAAUCGGAACAAACAGCAAUUUGGGUUUUCUGCAGAUUGCUGUUUGUUCCGAUUCAGCGGUAAGGAGAGGGUUUUCGUGGGGAGAGUGCCAGGGUGAAAAAAGAAAAGUGUGCUUAAACGUGGUGCUUUAAAGCACGGACCUAUGACUAGAAACACAGCACAAAAGGAGGUCUGGAUGAGCCCUCAGAGGUGUGGCCUGGCUCUAGGAAUUUGUUAUUGCUCUGUCCGACUCCCAGGCCUUGAGAAAAACGUUUGUUUUACCAUAUGUUUAUGGCAAGUUUCUGCGCAAACGACAAAGGACAAAAAGUAGUCUUUAGGCCCCCACCGUUUGAGGUAAUUGCCACUGGCCUUCUUAGGGCUCAUACACUUAGCUUUUGCCUCAUUCUUUCGAGACACAGCUCCAUACUUAAAAGCUCUGUGUCUGAGCGUGGGGGGGGGGGUUGCCCCCCCAAACCUCACAGAAACCCGCUCUUUAAAACUCAGUCAUUGCAAAUGCCAAUUUAGGUUUUCUGCUGAUUGCCUUUUGCUCUGAUUGAGCUUUGAAGUUCACGUUUCACAGGGAAACAUCCAGAACAAAAAUGAUGCUCCUCAGAGAUGGAGCUUUUAAGAGCAGAGAAAAAGUAACUGUGGAUAAACCCUUACAUUUCAUUUCCCCUGAACUCAUUCUUCUGUUUCCCCCUCCAUGUCUACAUGUGCUUCCCAAUGCAGAAUUGCAAUUCAUUUCUCUGAUGAGGUUGAUUGUGGUCCACCAAAAGCUCAUGCUAUAAUAUCGAUUCGGUAUUUCUAUUCUGCUUUUCAACAACAAAUGCUGAGCUCCAAGUGGCUCACAAUAAUCACAGUAGCAUUAAAACAACAAGCAUUGCACUCAUUGUACUAUCAAAUACAAUAAUAAAAAUAUUAUAAAAUAAAGCAAACAACAAAUUUAUAAAAAUGAUUAGUACAAUUCAAUAAAGUCAUAGUAAUUCAAAAUAUCAGAAAACGUCAGAAAUCAUUCAUCAAAAUGAUUAAUACUGUUCAAUAAAUACGGUAUGUUAGUUUUUUAGGUACCACAAGGUUUGGGAAGCUACAACAAACCAACAAGACUACAGUUCUGGAAAACGACUCAAAGUAAAAACUUCUCUGCCUCCUCACACUAAUCGGAGGCUAUCUAAACCCUGAUGGGUAUUACAUGCCAAUACUAGAGAACUAUAAAGCAAAACAUCAGUAUUCAUCUGUUAAAUUCCUGAUCCCCAGCAAAUUUAGGCAAAACUAGUCAUAGAUCCAUUUAUGGUCAUCCAGGCACAAAAAUUCACACCACCAGAUUGUUUUAUUUCAUACAAAAUAUGAAGAAGCUCAUCUGAUUGGGUCACUCAGCCCUGGGGCUGAUAUCAGUCUGGUCAUGUUGCCUCUCUCUAAGAUCCUUGGCAGCAACUUUGUUGUGUCUGGGGAGCUUUCCAUUAUGGAUAAGGGGACUUCAGUGGAGUGAUAACACAACCAGAAGAUAACAACCAUCUGUCUGUACAGGAAAUUCACAAGCAAACGGACUCUCAAAUUGGCUGCACAGCACUUUGAACUCAUUUCUACUCCAGAAGCAGAGGAGGAAGUGGGGGGGAGGAGAGUUGAGUGGGGAGCGGAAGGCCAUUCUCAUGAUCUUGCUUUUUUUUUUUAAGUCCAACCCUUCUCUCUGUGAGAGCUAUUUGCCAGACCAUUUCUGCUUUGCUGCCUUCCUUCCAGGUCCACCUGUGUGAAGUGGAAGGAGGGAUGGAGCAGUUUGUGGAGAAGGAUUUUGUUCCGGACGGCAACACCAGCCAACCUGUCCUCCUGGCUGUGAAGAUGCUGAGAGCUGAUGCCAACAAGAAUGCCAGGUGCUUGGGAGGCGGAAGACAGCUGUAGCAGUCCUAAGAUCAGUUACAGCAGCUCCUUUACCCACAACCAGACCAAAAACAAACAGAAUAACGUAAACAGAGCCCUGCUGGACUAGAACAAAGGCCCAUCUGGUCCGGCAUUCUGUCCUCCUGGUGCCCCACCAGAUGCCUAUGGGAAGCCCGGGUGCAGGCAGGUUUCCUGCCCUGCUUGGGAAAGGAAUCUUGAGUAAAACACACCAAAAGGCUCUUAACCAUUUAUAAUUACAGUACAAAAGCAUUAGGUGAAAUACAAAGUAUGUUCAAAACACUUCAGAUACAUUUUAUUGCCAUAAUCCUUAAAUUAACACUGUGAGGUAGGCUGGUAUUGGUAUCUGCAUAUUAUAGAGAGUGCAGGAAGUGAGGCCCCGGAGUGUGACUGGCCCAAGGCUAACGAGAAGGUUCAUGCUAGACUCGAGGCAUGAUUUGAACCAGGGCCUUUCGGAUUUUCAGCUCAAGGCUUUCAGGCCCUGGGCCACAUCCAUUCCCCAUGCUGGAUUUAAUUUCACUUUUAAUAUGUAUACUGCCUUUCUAUAUUACUAUACACAAGGCAGUUUACAAGCUGAAAAACAACAAAAUAUACAACAAAGAUGACUGAUGUUUUAAUGUAUUCUUAAUCUCUUGUUGGAAGCUGCCCAGAGUGGCUGGGGAAGCCCAACCAGAUGGACAGGGUAUAGGUAUAAAUUAUUAUUAUUAUUAUUAUUAUUAUUAUUAUUAUUAUUAUUAUUAUUAUUAUUACACACCUUAUAACAAUCUGAUAGGAUACAAAGGAUUCAUAAUAAAGACAUAGUAACUUUAAAACAAACAACUUUUACCAAAUAAAGCUGUAUUCAAUAAUCCAUUAGACUAUAACAGUACAAAAUAAAAUUAAUUCUCAAACUAUCGGCAAAUAAUAAUCAGAAACUCACUCUUAACAAUUAUAAUAAAUGAUUACUAAACUAUAAUCAAGUAAAAUAACAGCAAGUGACAAUGCAUAAAAUACCACAAUACAUACAAAACCAUGGAAACUGAAAAACUGAAAAACAAAGACACACAAUUUUACAAAAUUAUAAUAAUUUUGUUUCUGAAAGGAAUGACUUCCUCAAGGAGAUAAAGAUUAUGUCCAGGUUGAAGGACCCCAACAUCAUCAGGCUGCUGGCCGUGUGCAUCACUGACGACCCCCUCUGCAUGAUCACUGAGUACAUGGAGAAUGGCGACCUCAACCAAUUCCUGUCUCGCCAGGAGCCCCAGAGCUUGUCGGAGUGCUCCACCCCUUCUGUCAGGUAGCUAAUGAAGGCUGUGUGAGUGCUGGGUCCUGCCUCCUCUGUGUGCAGGCCUCCUUUAGGUGGCAGCUGUUCCACAUUCUGACUCCACAAGCCGCUGAGCUUGUGUGUGUGCAUGUUGUACUGUGCUGCACAAAAGGGCUCAAGGUGCAGUCCUUGGGCAUUUCCCCCCGAGCCUUUACUGGAGCAAAGGGGGGUCCUCAUUAUCCCUCUUCUGCCCCCCAGCAAGUAUUUGAUUCCCACCCAUUUCAUCCCACCACAUCCUGCAGCCUUGUCUGGGGAGACAACAAAAUCAACGGCAGAGUGGAAGGGCUUGGUAAAAGUACUUUCUCUCAUUUCACAUUUCUCUCCAGGCCUUUGUCCAUGAUGGAACUCAGAGCAGCAUAUCUGAGUCUUCUAGUCAGUGUCCUCUCCAGGCACUGGUCAGAACCAGACCAGCUUCACUUCGGGAAGGUUGCUGCACCCUGCAGGUUCAGAGUGUGGCAUCCUGGGAUGGAUCCAUAGGAUUUGCUAGUUGGGGAGGAAGACUGAGGUUGCUAAGGCAAGAGCUUGAAGGGGAGGACAUACUGUCUGCAUUAGGCAGAGUUAUUUUGGAGAGCAGGAGACCUUCAGGCAGAUGAGGAUGAUAAAGUGGGAAGCUGAGAUCUAUCAGAAAAAGAGCAGGAAAGGUGUAGCAGAGACAUGGAAAAACUAAGGGUAGGAAGAGAGAUACAGUGGUACCUCGGGUUAAGUACUUAAUUCGUUCCGGAGGUCCGUACUUAACCUGAAACUGUUCUUAACCUGAAGCACCACUUUAGCUAAUGGGGCCUCCUGCUGCCGCUGCUGCUGCCGCCACGCCACCGGAGCAUGAUUUCUGUUCUCAUCCUGAAGCAAAGUUCUUAACCUGAAGCACUAUUUCUGGGUUAGUGGAGUCUGUAACCUGAAGCGUAUGUAACCUGAAGCGUAUGUAACCCGAGGUACCACUGUACUGUACUAUCUGGGGGAUUUUGAAUUAUAGGGAUCAGUGUAAAAGAAAAGCAUCAUCUAGUUUUUCUUGUUGCAAGGCCAACUCAGCCAUGUAUUAAGUAGCCUUCACAACUGCAUGUUAGGGCUUGCCAGCACUUGCAUUUGCCCUGCCCCUUUCUCCUGGGGAGACCCUCUAUUUGCGGCUGAAUCGGAACAAGCAAUAAUUGAGUUUGCUACAGAUUGAUGUUUGUUCCAAUUCAGCGGUAAAUAGAGGGUUUUCCUGGGGAAAACAGUGGAACAAGCAGAAAACCUCUCCGUCCCGUGCUUGACGGGCCCUGUAUCUCCCUCUAGAUUUACCCACCUAAUUAGUAAUUCAUUCAUUCCCAAUUUCUUCAUCUUCUCUUGUAUUUUUCUGUCUGACGUAUUCCUUAGAAGAGGGACAUGAAAUAAUCUUCUAAGUGUCUAAUGACGAUGAUAAAGUUGGUAGACAAAAGAAACUGGCACUGGCAGAUGCUGGCACAGGCAGACAAGACAAGGAUUUUUAAUUUGUGUACCUAUUAUGUUACAAAGUGUCUAUGUUUGUAUGAUUUAGAACUACGCACAGCUGAUGAAGCCCCUUCGGGCGAAACAGGGGAAUAUCCAGGAAUAUCCAGGAAAAAUACAAGAGAAGAUGAAGAAAUUAGAAAUGAAUGAAUUACGGCACUGACAAAAUAGGAUUUAUAUUUUGUAAAUAUUGGAUUUGGUUGUCAACAGAAUAAGCUACAUUUUAAUAUAUUAUGUCAUGAUGUUGAUUUUGUUACUAUGAGAAACUGUAUUUAAUUUUUUAGGAAGUAGUUUCUAGUAAAUAACUUUGCAAUUGCUAUCAUACAGCCUAUUACGUUUACGUGUUUUUCCAUUUAAAAAAACAACAUAUUUUGGGUGGCAGCAGUUUGACAGGAAAGUAGCAAGGGUGAAAAGGUUAAAAAAUGGCACCAUAGUCCCAUCUGGAUCACCUCCCCCGGCUGCUUUUUUGAAAGAUUGAAAUGCAACCCUUCUCAAGCCUGCAAUUUAAAAACUCCCUCAGUGCAGUCUGACCUCUGGGUGGCUGUCCCCCUGCCUAGACAGGAAGGAAGCAUGCUUUCUGCAGUUUGGACACUUGGCUGGCCACAAGCCAUUCCUUCUCUGGUGCUUCUUAUUUCCUUCAGCUAUGCCAACCUGAAAUUAAUUGCCACACAGAUUGCUUCUGGCAUGAAGUAUCUGUCCUCCCUGAAUUUUGUCCACCGCGAUCUGGCUACACGCAACUGCCUGGUAGGGAAGAAUUACACAAUCAAGAUUGCUGACUUUGGCAUGAGCCGGAACCUCUACAGUGGAGACUACUACCGGAUCCAGGGCCGGGCUGUGCUCCCCAUUCGCUGGAUGUCCUGGGAGAGCAUCCUUUUGGUAAGCCUCAUCUUGCACUUCUUCUUAGAGCUGGUGACUGCAUGGAGCCUGGAUUCAUCCUUUCUGUACCGAAAAGCCAAAGACUUGUAUAUAUGGGAAGGAAAGGAGGAGAAUGGGUCGUGGGCUAGGUGAAUAUUGAAGGUACACAUUCUUAAGGUUUUUAAAAAUUAUACUUUUAAUCAAGUUUGUGGAAUCCAGUUUGAUACCAUGGUUGGCUUUGUUAGCAUCCUGCAGGAAUACAAAUUAGAAUCGCCACUCUAUUUUUAAAGCAUUCCUUUGCCCCAUCAUGCUUUUAUUUCUCUGAUUGAACACAGGCAAUUGACCUUUCAAGGGUUCCUUCUGAUAGCAAACUCCCUGAUGGUGACCACAGAAAGGAGAGCUAAAUUUGGCAAAGGCCUGGAAAUAACAGCUUCUUUCAACAUGCCCUGCAAUUCCAGCUGUGCUUCUCCACCAAUGAGGGACUGAGAACUAGACUACCAAACUAGACUGCCCCAUAGCCUGAAAAAGUGUCUUCUGCUGUUGCCACAUAUUUUUCUCCUGGAAGUCUCUUUGGGCUCUUGGGAGAUGUACAUCCCUGGAUGUUUGUAAGUGCAUGUUCCUAAAUGGUGUGCUUUCUUUCUCCCUCUCUCCCUCUCUCCCACCCACCCAUUUAUCCACCCAGGGCAAGUUCACCACAGCAAGUGACGUGUGGGCGUUUGGUGUGACACUCUGGGAGACUUUCACCUUUUGCCGCGAGCAGCCAUAUUCUCAGCUCUCAGAUGAACAAGUCAUUGAGAACACAGGAGAGUUCUUUAGGGAUCAGGGACGGCAGGUAUGGAAACAACAGGAAAUAGGAACAAACGAAAUCUACCAGGUCAUCUGCUCCAUUAUGGGACACUUGCAUGUGCUUUAGGUGAAAAAGAGGACAGGACUACUGAACUUUUAAGAGUGUUGCAUGCAAGAUCCCAGGGACUUACCCAGGGUUCUGUUUCCUUGAAAUUAGGGACAGUGGAUGCUAUGACAUCUUUAUAAUACAGUGGUACCUCGGGUUAAGUACUUAAUUUGUUCCGGAGGUCCGUUCUUAACCUGAAACUGUUCUUAACCUGAAGCACCACUUUAGCUAAUGGGGCCUCCUGCUGCCACCGCACCGCCGGAGCCCGAUUUCUGUUCUUAUCCUGAAGCAAAGUUCUUAACCUGAAGCACUAUUUCUGGGUUAGCAGAGUGUGUAACCUGAAGCGUAUUUAACCUGAAGCGUAUAUAACCCGAGGUACCACUGUAUAUAGUUUAUUUACACAUAUAUGCAACAUGAGCCUAAGAUGAAGAAGUUUACAGCAUCAACACCCCAGAAGGUCACAUCUUUGGAUUCCCACAGAAGUCAAGUGUGGCUUCUUCCAUGACCCUGCUUCCAGCCCAGCUCUCACAUCCCCCCCCCUAAUAAUUACAAGGGACUCAGGCAUCGUGCACGCUGAACCCCCAAAUGCACAACAAUACUUUAGUUGGUUUAUAAGCUGCUUUCCCACCGUGAAUUUUAUCCGAAGCACCUCACCACAAACACCAGCUUAUCAAAGUACCAAACAUCCCCCUCGCAAAAAAUGUUUACAAAAUGUAUCAAUAAAUUUGAGUGUCAAAAAUAUUUACAAGCACAAUAUUACAAAGAAAUAAUAUAAUCUUAAGACAGAAAAUGGAAGGUAAUUCCCAUGGCUUCCUUUCCUACCAGAAUUGUGAGCUGUUUUAAAAUAAUUAUAGAUUGUUAACUCUUGCACUUGCACCCAUCCAGCUGGCAUCCCAUAAAUACAGUGUUGUUGUUGUUGUUGUGUGCUUUUUUCCUUGACAGGGACUCAAGGCAGCUAUGGUGCUGUGUUCUGGGGGGGGGGGAGUGGGAGAGUUUGAAACAGGAUAAUAAAUAAGCCAUGAUUAGAUUCUGGAAAGAUUUACAAACCUGUAUUGUUGAAUAGAAAUAUGGGUGAAUGUGGGAUUGAGUGAAUGGGUGCAAUGAAGCAGAAUAUUAUUACUGGAGCUUUAAAAAAUGGAGAGUCAGAAAAAUGGGUGGGAUGGGAAGAAAAUCAGUGUGACACUUCUGCUAGAAUGAAGAACGUGGCUUCCAUUCUUCUAAUGUAAAUGAGAAGGGGAAAGAUGCUCUUCCUUACCUAGUUAUGAUGAGGAUGAACACAAUGAAGAGGAAACAUACUUUUUGAGCCCAAGUACAGUAUAAAUCAGGGACGCGGGUGGCGCUGUGGGUUAAACCACAGAGCCUAGGACUUGCCAAUCAGAAGGUCGGUGGUUUGAAUCCCCGCGAUGGGGUGAGCUCCCGUUGCUUGGUCCCUGCUCCUGCCAACCUAGCAGUUCGAAAGCACAUCAGUGCAAGUAGAUAAAUAGGUACCACUCCGGCGGGAAGGUAAAUGGCGUUUCCGUGCGCUGCUCUGGUUCGCCAGAAGCGGUUUAGUCAUGCUGGCCACAUGACACAGAAGCUGUACACCGGCUCCCUCGGUCAAUAAAGCGAGAUGAGUGCUGCAACCCUAGAGUCGGCCAUGACUGGACCUAAUGGUCAGGGGUCCCUUUACCUUACAGUAUAAAUCAGGAAAUCUGUGAUCUUCCAAAUGAUGUUUGACUUCAACUCCUAUUCUGUCUAUUGGAGCCAUGCACAUCUGAAGCACAUUUCUCCCCUCAAAAAAUUCUGGGCACUGUAGUUUAACCCACACAGAGUUACAAUUCUCAGCAACUCUUUGCAUAGUGCAGUGCCCAAAAUUACAGGUGAAACUCAGAAAAUUAGAAUAUUGUGGAAAAGUUCAUUUAUUUCAGUAAUUCAACUUAAAAGGUGAAACUAAUAUAUGAGAUAGACUCAUGACAUGCAAAGUGAGAUAUGUCAAGCCUUUAUUUGUUAUAAUUAUGAUGAUCAUGGCAUACAGCUGAUGAAAACCCCAAAUAACAAUCUCAUAAAAUUAGAUUAAAUGAAAUCAGCCAAACAAGGAUUGCAAAUAGAGUAAUAUUGGACCUCUGCAGCAGGGGGGCGGACGCUCAGGCCAGCAGUGAUUGGGGUGGUGGUGGCAAGGCAAGCUGUGGUGGGGAGGGCAAGCGGGCAGGGUGGGGGGAUGGCCUGAUUUCCCAUUUGCACUACGGCAUGUUGACAAUUUUUCACCCCUGUCUGGAAGCACUCCAAGCCUUGAGUAAUCUGGAUUGCCCCACUAGCAGGACCUUCCUUGCCUUGCAGAUCAUGCCAUCUUCUUCUUAGAACAAGGAAGACGAGAGUUCUCGUGUGGUCUACUGGGUAGAGUGAUUGGCCCCGAGUUCAAAUUCCCCCAGAGCCAUAAAAUUAUGUCAGCCUCUGAUUAAUCCUUCUCUCAGCCUCAACUUGUAAGCCAUCCUGGAUUCUUUGGAGGAAAUGGGGCUACAGAUCUGAUUAAUAAGUAAUCAUUAGUAAAUGAAGUAGAUUACUUUCAGCUACAUUCCAGCUCUGCUGUUACAUGCCACAAAUUAAAUCCCCAUCUACGGCUUCUAGUGUCUUUUUGAGAGGGGUUUUAUCUGCCUUUAUUCAGUAUCUAUCCUCUCUCUCUCUUUUUCCUAUUUAAAGACCUACCUUCCGCAGCCUGCCUGCUGUCCUGAUCCUGUAUAUAAGCUAAUGCUCAGCUGCUGGAGACGAGACACCAAAAACCGACCCUCCUUCCAGGAAAUCCAUUGCCUUCUCCAAGAAGCAACCACUUUGUAGUGAUGCCUUUCCUUCAUGCCCUAAAUACUCUGGACUGUCCCAGCCCAUCUGCCCUCAAAAACUUACACAUAGAACUGAAGCCACUUCACCUGGACUCACAAUUUCUUUCAGUAGCGGAGUCGGGACUUUCGUUAUCGGCCACCGAAGGAAAGGAAAGGAAAAAGAUGGGAUCUGACCAGGUCUACCACACAACCUCAUUCAAGGUGCUAUACUUUGGAUUGGCAAAGACUGGGGGAAGGGAUGCUAUUUAUCUUGUAAUGUCAUAGGUUCCGGUUUAUGAAUGGGUUUAGUCUGCGAUGGGAAGAGGAAAACACGACUCUUAUUUUCCUCUGAAGGAGGAACUUGAGAUGUAGUCUGACUACAGAGACUUGAGGUGGGAAUAGGCAAACACAUACACACAGCUAGGAAGAGCGCCAGCACUUUAUGCCCGGGGCUGUGCGUGUGUGUGUGUGUGAUGCAGUUCUGCCUGAAAAGAGUAGAAUAUGAUACCGGAUGUAGAAUUUGGCUUCUUUAACUCAGCUUUCAUUUUAAAUAGGAAUAAGUUUUAUGGUCUUUAUUACCGUGUCUAUACACUUGAAAGUGUACGAACAAUGCUUGCUGAAAUCUCAGAAGCCAGAAAAAUCGCUGAGGUAGGUUUCCAGUGGUUUGUGAGACAGUCCUAAUGCACCCCCCCCAAAAAAUUAACCAGAUAUGAAAAAUUGUGCAGAUUUGCCCAGCUUGCACAUUUUACACAAUAAUCAGAAUUUGGAUCACUUUGUGCUGGUUAAAUCUUCUUUUUUAGUGUGGAGUACAGACUGCCUCAAUUUAGGUUUUUUUGUAUGCUAUAUGAAAUAUAGAAAUGUCUCCUCCUAUACAUACACUCCAGAUCUAGAGCUUCUGAGAAUCUCUCGAUUUAUCUAUUUUAGAGCGCAUGAAGAUUUUUAAUACUGUGUACAGUCCUGGUUUCUCCCAUCUCAAAAGGGUUAACAUAGAGCUGGAAAAAGUGCAGCAGAGGGCAACUAAAAUGAACUGGCCAAAGUGGCCAUUUGAGGCACUUUAGAUUAGAAAAUGGCAAGUAAUGGAGGGCAUGAUAAAGGCUUAGAAAAUUAUUCACAGUGUGGAGAACGAUAAUUUUUUCUCACUAUCCCUCAUAAGGCUAGGACUCACAAGUAUGCAAUGAAAUCUAUGGCACAUCAGUUCAAGAGAGUCAAAAGAGAGCGUUAUUUCCUACUAUGGAUAAUUAUCAUAUGGAAUUCAGUGCCACAUGCUUUGGUGAUGGCCACUGGCUUAGAUGACUUCGAAAGGGGAUUAGAUAAAUUCAUCAAGGGUGCAGUCCACAAGUGGCCAUUAGCCAUGACAGCUUCAGGGACAGCUUAUCUCCUAAUUCCGGUUACUGGGGCCAAACAGUGAGGUUCCUGUUUCUGGGUUUCCCAGAAGCCUAUGGCUGGCUUUGGUCUGAUGCUCCAAGUUUCUACUUAUGAGGAUACUUCACUUAUUGCCCAGGCUUCACCUCUCUGUAGCAUCCCAUUCUUUCAUCUUUUUUCUCCAGAGCCUCAAAAGCUCAUGCUCCAAGCUGUUUUGAGAACGGGAAAGGCCUAUCAUUUUGCUUCUAUGAAAUAGCUGCCUUCUGCAGAAUAGAUUCCUGGAAUUGCUUAGUAGGGCAUGGUAGCUACCAAAGAAAAAGGUAUAAAAUUUUAGGAAUUGUUAACUAAACUGAGUAAACCUUGUCACCAAAGUUCCCUGUCAAAAUCUUUGCAUUUUGUACCUUCAGAAUUUGUAGGCUGGCCCAUAAUAACAAUGGAAGAUGCGUAGAGUUGGGAUGUUCAGCUACAGCAGAGUAAGCGGCUAGAUUUAGCCUUCAACAGUCAGGGCAGCCCAAAGCUGCAAAAUCUGCUUUUGGAAUUGGGCUGUAUCUGGAAUCUAGGGAACAGGAGAGCUCUGAAAUAAAGAAGGCUGUCUCCAUACAAGGGUCUCUGCAGACAAGCCCCAUUUUGAGCGGGUCACAGGCUGAUAGUGAGGCAGCAGAGGGGUGGCAGGUGGCUUGCUUGCUGAAAACCAGAGAUAGUAUGAAACCUCUUGAGGUGGCCUACCAUGAGGGGAUAGGAGCUCUUGUAAGGCUCCUACUCAUUUCAGUGAGGUGAAUGGUGAAGGGCUAGCAAACUGGAGGCAGUUGGGUACCAACCAGGGAGCUAGUCUGAAAGCAGCUGAGAACCAAACUAGGCAUGAAGCAGGCAGCUGCAUCUGUACUUACAUACCUCUGCCUCCUUCCCAUAUAAAGUGGGAGGUUGGGGGAGGUCUGAUGAAAGAGCUGGAUUCUUGGUCUUUCCUCCCCUGUAUUAUCUUCCCGUGUUUCAUCUCCCCAGCCAAGUUCACUUUUGGCAUCGGACCAAAGCCGGGAGAAAAGUGUCUGAAGCAGCAGAGUAAAGGGAGGUGAACCUGAGGAGUGAAGGAGAGAGCCAGCUUCUCUCAGAUGCAUGUACCUUUUGUUGUAGAAAAAACCAUCCUCACACGCCCCACACUUUAUACAUGAAAGGGGCAGAUGGGUGAACAAAUGCGACUAUUUCCAUCAUGUCUGCUUUGACCCUUGGCCUGCACAAGUUUCUCAGACUAAAGUGCCAGGCAAAAUGAGUAAGUUUUAUAGGAUCAGGCAGUAAUCUAUUGGCUGUUUGUGUCACCUCAGCCACAGGCCGAUUGCAGGUCUUUUCAGCAAAGUGGCACAAAAAGCAACGUGCUUCAAGACCUCCAGUGCCUUAUGGGAUGUUCCAGUCGAUUAUGUCCCAUAUUCUUCGACAGGGGGGGCGGGCAUCCUGCUUCAAGCACCUAAAUGUGUUGGGCUAGCCUUUUGUGAACGGCAAACAUGCUGCUUCUUUCUUCUUGCAAGGCUUAGUGAGGUGAACCUGUGAGACUUUGUGAUUUCAGAUCUGAAAAUCUUUGACUUCUUGCUCUUCUGGGUGUGGAGCAUGGAGUUGCGACCACAGUCCUAUGGCCUCCAAUGUGGCAAUUCACACGGGUGGAGUGGGAGCCAUCAACAAGCAGAUGAAGCAUAAUAAGGGAUGAAUAGAUGACUUCCUUCUGCAGCAGGACUUGGCACCAACACGUGGGUUCUGAACAAAGUCAAAAUUGUCUCUAUGGAUCUGGAAACCACAGCUCUAAAAGCAUAGUUCUCAAGGUGUGAGGUAGGCUUCUUGGACAGUGCAGAUAACAGAAAAGAGAGAGACAGAUUGUUCCUUGAAACUGCAAGGCCAGUUUGGGGUAUGUUUUGACUGGGCUGAGAGAUGGAUUGCAUCCUUUCACUCCCAGUCAGUCAUGGGUGGCUUGGUGCCUAAUUUCAACAUGUACUAAUAGUUUGCCAAAUGUGUAUGUUUUGCUCUUUCUCUCAUUUGGCACUGCUCUUCACUUUCUUGGGAUCCAUCAUGCAAGGAACCUUAAAUCAUGCUGUGUCAGUCUUCCUUCCUUCCCCUUUGAUCGCUAGCCAAGGACAGGGGGAACGAGCUCUUGCCAGGCUUCCUUUCGGUCUUUGUAUCUUGGGAGGCUCAAGCAUCCCAGUUCUUCUUUUCGGAUUAUCACCAUCGUCAGCAUCAUGUUCUUUGUAUGCUGCCUUUCCUUAGUUAAAGCAAUGCUCAAGGCAGCUUACAACAUGAAAAUAUUUACAUAAUUACGAACACAACUGAAACAAUUAUAAACAAUGAUUAAACACAUCAAAAUGUACAAAUCUGAACAAUUUCCACAUUAAUCAUAAUAAGAUCUAAAAAUCAAGAUAAAAAUAAUAAUAUCUAUAACAGCAACAAAAGCCUUUCGGCACUUUUAGUGGUUGCUUCAUUUAAAUAUAACUUUGUCAGACUUGACGCAAGUCACAGUCUGCGGGGAGAGACUGGCAGAAGUGAGCUGAGGCAGACCUGGGCAGAGUGAAAUAAUCAGGAUAACUGAGGAGUCUUCUUCCUGUGGUGUCAAACUCUCCACAUACCCCUCUAUCCAGCAUCCUGAAAGGCACCACGCUAUUUUCCCUUCUAGAGGAUACAUUCUUGCAAUUGCCAUUUUACAAUUACUUACUAAGAUCUAAAUAUCUCACUUAGAUGUCUGCACAAUCAGCCUGGCUUCCUUCUAUGGGCUUUGCUGCUUCUGAUUCAGUAGCAUUCAGCUACUUUGCAUCUUAGUGACUGCUCAUUUACUCAUACCACAAAACUAAACUAGGGGUGAGGGAAUUUUGGACCAUGAAAUGUGGGGAGGUAAGAUGUGCGUCCAUAGCUCAUUGCCUUCCAAUGUGCUCCUCACUUUUUAAGGAUUUUUGAGGAUUAUUGCACUUUUGUUGGUAGCAUUGGUACGUGCAAUUAAGCACAUGCUUGUUUUAUUUUGUCGCCAAGGGAGUCUUGUAACUAGAUUUUUGAAGCAUGAAAUCGCAGAUAUAACAAAGAAAAACAAACACCAGAAACCCCACCUUUCACGUAAAGAGAAGAAUCUACUUUUUCUCCCAACUGUAAAGUUGAUUUUUUAAUUUUUUUACCAUAGUAACACCACAUUAUAUGCUACAGCUUCCCACCAUUGGUGGUUUAGAUAGAGGUGAAAUAACUCAUGUUUGUAAAUACCUUGCUACCUGAUUGCUUAUGGGAACUAAAAAUUCCAUCCAAGCUCCAGAUCACCAGGUUGGGAAGGUUCUGUAAUCCUCCCCCCCCCCCCCGCCUUCCAGUCUCUCCCUCCCUGCCUUUCUCUCCUAUAAAAGGCUCAGGUGUAUGUAUUUAAGCAGACAUUUUAUGAAAUUAUUCACAAUAUAGGUCAUAUUUGCACUACAUAACAAGUGAAUUACCGAGACAUCAAAUAACACAGAACUGCAGUAUGUCACAAGUGAAGAUGCUGUCUUAACAACAACAAUUUCUUUUUAUAAAUAAUGCUAUUGUAUAUGGGCACAUGUUGGUCAACUCUUCACAAAGCACCUUGGUAGAAGCCUGAUUUAAAAACCGGGCUCAGGGCGGCUAACAGCAAAUAUAAAACACUGAUUAGAAUGCAACUUAAAAACAGCAUAAAGCAGCAUAAAAUACAACAUAAAAUGCAGCAUCAAUAUCAAUAAAAUUUAAAAAUUCAGGGGUCAUUUUUUUUGGGGGGGGGGGAGAACAAAACCCAGUCAGUAGACAUCAAGUGAUCACCAGGGCUAACUGGCCAAGUUGGUCCUACAAGGCCAGCAAGGAGACCAGGGAAGAAUUUAAAUGUGGGGUCCCAGAAAGGGUUUCUUCAUAGAAGAGGACAGGGAAAAGGGAACAGAGGAUCAGGCUAAUUCAAAUUGAAGGCCAGGCAGAAUAGCUCUGUCUUACAGGCCCUGUGGAAGGAGAUCAAGUCCUGCAGGGCCCUAGUCUCGUAGGACAGAGCAUUCCACCAGGUCGGAGAGGUCACUGAAAAAGCCCUGGCCCUGGUGGAGAAUAGUCUGGCUUCCUUAGGGCCCGGGACCUUUAAGCUAUUAUUAUUCAUGGACUUUAGGGUGCUCUGUGGGACAUACCAGGAGAGGUGGUCCCGUAAGUACGAUCUAAAAAGUUUGGGAAAAUAAAAAGAAACAGUUUAUUUUAGAGCAGGUUGUGUAUUGCAUCCAUCACAUUGCAAGUCGUCACCUAUAAGUGGAAGUGGACCUAGCAAGGAACAACAGAUGUUUCAGGGUGGAGGGCUCCUGUUUGGAGUGUGGGCCAGCUCAACCACCUACGUCUUUGUUCAGGAUACUCCGUUCCAUUAACCCCCUCCUAGUUUUCUGACACACACACAACUUUCCCCCAACAGAUGCUCAGCUUUCUGUGGCCACUGAAAAGGGGUUGAUAAAGGGGCUGCCUUACUGUCAGAUCCAAAAUUUGUUGUUGUUAGGGUCUGCUCAGUAGGUGCGGUGAGCCUGAAGCACCGACCCGCCCCCCCCAGGCACAGAGGCAAGUGUGCCCUUUCUCUGAGUACCAGCAAAUGCUAUUAAGUGUCAUGACCACUGCUGAAUAUAGAGGUCACCUAUUGCUGCCAUAGCUAAUAACCACUCACAGAUUUUCCCUGCAUGAAUUUGUGUAAUACCCUUCUAAAGCCAGCAGCCAUCACUACAGCAUCUGACAGCUAAUUAACUAUUAUUGUUUGUUAACUAAAAGGUAAAGGUACCCCUGACCGUUAGGUCCAAUUGCGGACGACUCUGGGGUUGCGCUCUCAUCUCGCUCUAUAGGCCGAGGGAGCUGGUGUUUGUCCGCAGACAGCUUCCGGGUCAUGUGGCCAGCAUGAAUAAGCCGCUUCUGGUGAACCAGAGCAGCGCACGGAAACGCCGUUUACCUUCCCGCUGGAGCGAUACGUAUUUAUCUACUUGCACUUUGAUGUGCUUUCGAACUGCUAGCUGGGCAGGAGCUGGGACCGAACAACGGGAGCUCACCCAGUUGCGGGGAUUCGAACCGCCAACCUUCUGAUUGGCAAGUCCUAGGCUCUGUGGUUUAGACCACAGCGCCACCCGCGUCCCUUGUUCAUUAACUAUGUACCAUAUAAAGAAGCAAUGUCCUGGAACUCCUGCCAACCAGUUUCAUUGGAUAAGCGCAAGUUCUGCUAUUAUUAGCAAGAAAAACUUCUCUUUGUCUCCUUCUUCACACAGUGUAUAAUUUUAUAAACCUCCCAUCAUAUACCGCAUUGCCAGUGACAAAAUGACUAUCAUGGAGGGCAUGUCAUAACACAAAAUUUGAGUGCAGCCACUGUGAAGCUUUUCCCACAAUUGUAUGGGGAAAGGCUUUGGGAAAAUGUUCCUUGGCUUCUUAGCGUAAGACUAAAGGUAAACAUUAUAUUAAUCCUUUUUAGCAUUUUCCUCCAAAAAUAAUGUCAAUAGCAAGCAUAGCCACAUGGUAUCAAAAAACUAAACUCUGUCUUCACACAUUUACAGCAAUUGUAUCAAAUAGAAAACUGGUCUUCAGAGUGCACUUCCAUGUGUGGUUGUGCAUACACACAUUGAUUUUGGUCAUUUUGUAAAUCUCAAAAAUGAUGAUCCAGAGUGUUACAAUGGGUAUGCCUGAGUGGUAUUAUGCUUAUGAAAGUUCCCUCAGAUUCAAAGGUGAUCGGGGUGCAAAACUAGUUGUACAGUUCUUUGGAACCUGGUCUGUUUAUAAUAUGUUGUAUGUUAGGCUUCUUGCUUGUAACGAUAGUACAGUAUUUGUCUUUUGGUUGUACUCCAUUCCUCUCAAUGCAGAGCACAUUUUUCUGAGAUGUUCUGAGCUAUCACUGCAAGUAAUUGGCCCCUCUGCUUUAUAGUGAACACUGGCAGCUGUGUUCCCUUCAUCUCUAGUGAAUAUUAAUGUCAGGCUGCUUAAUAUUAGUUUAUGACUAUAGUACUCAUUCAAAAACAGCCCUGUAUUUUGAAAUGGAGACUUAAAGACCAAUGUAUAGUUUUUUCUUUAUUUAUUCUCUGUAAGGCCACAUUGAACUGUAUUCCUGUAAAAUGAUCCAUUUGUAAAUAAGAUUCUUUAAAAGAAAACAAUUCCUUGUGCUUCUGAAGUGAAAGUGGAGGGUGGUCAGUCCUGAGUUCAUUGAUCAGUCUUCAUGGUUUAAUGGCCUUGCAGAUCUCAGUUUAGCUUCUCCCCAGCACAGUAAUAAUGGGGGGGGGGGCGCGACACUACAUUAAUGGUGAGAAGUACAGUCUAACAGCAAAGUUCAUGUUAAUAAAGGAGGUUAUUUGAGCAGCUGGAAUGAAGACUGGAAUGAAGAACGACUUCUGCCUCACCAACACAAUGUAUGGAGACAUUCAAGGAAUGUAGGGGCAGUAGUUGUGGUCUGCAAUCCACUGCCUAAUGCUUGCCAAAGACACUUCUACCAGCCACUGCCAAAAAAGAGGAAAUGCAAUGUCAAAAAGGGAGAGCAGAUUUACAGAUGCUAAUUUCUAUGAAUAAAAGCAAAUUUAGAAAUAA